AUGAACAUGUGGGAAAUAAACAACCGAGUAUUGGAUCAGGAGUAUCAGGUGAUACUUAUUUUACUGAAAUUAUUAAUUAAGAGCUGGAUAAUGAAAAACUAGAUUUUUUACUUUAGGGUAACAGAUAAGAUUGGAUCUUGAGAGAAUAAUCAUGGAAAAUAAAAUACAUAAAAUUAGUUAAUAAUUCUUAUGUAAAACAAAUGGAGUUUACCUCAAAUAAGCAGUUAAUAUACACUCACCGGCCACUUUAUUAGGUACACCAUGCUAGUAACGGGUUGGACCCCCUUUUGCCUUCAGAACUGCCUCAAUUCUUCGUGGCAUAGAUUCAACAAGGUGCUGGAAGCAUUCCUCAGAGAUCUUGGUCCAUAUUGACAUGAUGGCAUCACACAGUUGCCGCAGAUUUGUCGGCUGCACAUCCAUGAUGUGAAUCUCCCGUUCCACCACAUCCCAAAGAUGCUCUAUUGGAUUGAGAUCUGGUGACUGUGGAGGCCAUUUGAGUACAGUGAACUCAUUGUCAUGUUCAAGAAACCAGUCUGAGAUGAUUCCAGCUUUAUGACAUGGCGCAUUAUCCUGCUGAAAGUAGCCAUCAGAAGUUGGGUACAUUGUGGUCAUAAAGGGAUGGACAUGGUCAGCAACAAUACUCAGGUAGGCUGUGGCGUUGCAACGAUGCUCAAUUGGUACCAAGGGGCCCAAAGAGUGCCAAGAAAAUAUUCCCCACACCAUGACACCACCACCACCAGCCUGAAUCGUUGAUACAAGGCAGGAUGGAGCCAUGCUUUCAUGUUGUUGACGCCAAAUUCUAACCCUACCAUCCGAAUGUCGCAGCAGAAAUCGAGAAUCAUCAGACCAGGCACCGUUUUUCCAAUCUUCUAUUGUCCAAUUUCGAUGAGCUUGUGCAAAUUGUAGCCUCAGUUUCCUGUUCUUAGCUGAAAGGAGUGGCACCCGGUGUGGUCUUCUGCUGCUGUAGCCCAUCUGCCUCAAAGUUCGACGUACUGUGCAUUCAGAGAUGCUCUUCUGCCUACCUUGGUUGUAACGGGUGGUUAUUUGAGUCACUGUUGCCUUUCUAUCAGCUCGAACCAGUCUGGCCAUUCUCCUCUGACCUCUGGCAUCAACAAGGCAUUUCCGCCCACAGAACUGCCGCUCACUGGAUAUUUUUUCUUUUUCGGACCAUUCUCUGUAAACCCUAGAGAUGGUUGUGCGUGAAAAUCCCAGUAGAUCAGCAGUUUCUGAAAUACUCAGACCAGCCCUUCUGGCACCAACAACCAUGCCACGUUCAAAGUCACUCAAAUCACCUUUCUUCCCCAUACUGAUGCUCGGUUUGAACUGCAGGAGAUUGUCUUGACCAUAGCUGCGUCCGAAUUGCCAAGUAGUAGUCGAAGUAGUAGUCGAAGUAGUAUCUAGCAUGUCCGAAUUGGCCACCGGAGCGAGUAGCAUGCUACUUCAGAUACUACUUCAGAUGCUAGACACGCCCACAUUGUAGGUUGGUCUCGGUGCAUCCUACGGGCAUGCUACUGACCCAAAAUGCACCGCGGGCUUCUUCUUCGUCCUCUUAAAAGUUGUAGAAGCGCAUGUGAUGCUAGCGCCACCAGCUGCUCUGCCUAUUUAAAAGUGUCGCGAACGCCGGCUGGCCACAGCAGCGCGCACCAUGUCGGAGCAGCAGCAGCAGGCGGGACAGUACAGAUGUAAGUUUCAUGUAAUUUCACACACUGUCCUAAAAAAUGUGCGGUUGUAUCUCUUUGUCAUGUCAUGGUGUCAUAUUUGCCCAAGUAAUCAUUUUAUGAGCAAGUGGCGACAUCAUGGAGGUAAAGCUCACUUAUUCCAUCAUUAAACUGCACAGCUGCAGUACUACAGCCAGGCCCGCAGAUGAGGGGCUUCAGUUACCACUGUCUGCACGGGCGCAGUACCUACUCUCUGCCUGCGGGGGUCGUCUUUCCCCACCGCUCGUCUAGUGUGUCCGAAUUGGGCCAACGUUUUUAGUAUGUAGGAGUAGGAUCUAGCAGUAGCACGUAGCAGUAGCAUGUAGUAUCCGAGCGGGCAGUUCGGACGCAGCACAUGUCUACAUGCCUAAAUGCACUAAGUUGCCGCCAUGUGAUUGGCUGAUUAGAAAUUAAGUGUUAACGAGCAGUUGGACAGGUGUACCUAAUAAAGUGGCCGGUGAGUGUAUCUUUAAAUCAAACAGCACUGAAAGCAGCCAAUGAAUUUCAGUGUGACACUAACUGGAUUUGACUAAAAUAUGCAUUCACAUUUUAUUUCUUUAAAUUCAUCUUGCUGAUCAUACUUAAGAAACUAUUUCAGAUAUUUUAAAAGAUGAAUUUAUUUUAUUUUAUUUUUUUUAUUAAAGUGAAUUUCUGCACCACAGUAGGCUACCAGGCAGCAGCAGGUGCCGUACGCUGCUGCGGCCACAGGUGUCGCCUGGGCUGCCUGUGCAGCAGCAGCAGUAGCAGCAGCAGUGGCAGCAGCCAGAUGAACCGCAGCAGGAGGAUCCAGUCCACUCCACUCUCUCCAUGUUGAAACGGAGCAACUUCUCCUUCAGCAGACUCCGACCGUCCGUCCGUCCGCCCCAGCCUGCGUGCUGCUGCCCACAGCCCCGCUGACUCCCCUCUCAGCUCCGCGCUACGAUGCAGGAGUGGACAGGAAGCUCAGAAACAACUGCAUGAACGACUCACAGGUCGACACAGAGUAAGUUUACAUUUUUCUGCUGUCUUACUACACCACGCCAACACGACGAGAGGGAUAAGUUGCUAUUUUUAGCGAACGUUUCUGAAUCUAAUGUAUGUUUAAUAUGCUAACUUAAGCUAACAGCUAACGAUGGACGUUAAGUGGGAGAGCGAGCAGGCUUUGGUUUAUUCAGACGGUAUUUGUUUUUUUUUAAGCAUUUUAUGAUCGCAACAGUUGGAGGAAUUUGCUCAGUGUCGGCGUUAACAUUAUCUGUGUCCUUUUGGUGUGUCGUCUGGCAGGGUAGUGGGUAACGUUUCAGGCUAGCUUCCUAAAGUAAACCCACAUCACCACGUUUGCAGACCGUACCCCAUGCGGCGGCUGCGGCUCGGUUGUCACUGGUUUGCAUGGCAACCAUGGGGCUUAUCGAUGUGCAGGGUGGUGACAAGCAAAGGCAGGUAGGCUCCCGAGUCUGUGAUCGAUCCACAUUCCUGCUAUCGGGGAAUCAGACUGAGUCAACGGAUUAUAUUACCUUUUAUUGCAGCGUAUGUGGCAGAGCUGUUAAAAGAGGGACGGUUUAUAGUACUUACUGUACAAGCAACCUCCAUUACUCCAACCAACCAUGAUGCUCCCUCCUACCGGCAUGUAGGGCACAAUAUAUAGCACGCAGGAUGUAACCUUUAAAUAUAGGCUAAUGCAGUGCAGAAUUAUACAAUACACAUAAUACAAAGGUACAUGCUAUAUAUAUAUUUAUAGCAUGUAGUCUGCUUUGCAGGCCACCGUCUGCAUGCCUCGACGUCAGUGUUGUCAUUUUAAAGCCAUGGCUAUAACCUUUGACAUUUGUUCCCUGGCAGCAAAUCAUAUCUGUCAACAAUGGCUUAUCUUCAGAGACCUCUUUCAUUAAUAAUGUGGAGUAUUUUUUUUGUAAUAGAUGAGACAGAAUUCAGCUAUUUUUAGUAUUUUCCAAUGGCACAAAUUGUACUUGAUACAAAGUUAUAGCAGCCUGUGGUGGGAGCUGGUGCAAAAAAACAAACAAAAAAAUAAAGUAGCUUAUGAUAAAUGCAGACAAAUUGGAAUCAAUACUUAACUAAGCUCAGUGGUUCUUAAGUCCAGUCCUCGAGGCCCACUGUCAUGCAUGUUUUGGAUGUUUCCCUGCUCCAACACACCUGAUUCAAACAUCAGCUCGUUAUUAAGCCAUUACAGAGCUUGAUAACGAGCUGAUCAUUUGAAUCAGGUGUGUUGGAGCAGGGAAACAUCCAAAACAUGCAGGACAGUGGGCCUCGAGGACUGGACCUGAGAACCAGUCUUAGCUGACAAGCAAAACAACUUCCAAUCCAAUUCGAUCCGAUCCAGUCCGCUUUAUUUAUAUAGCACAUUUUAAAAAACAUUCAAGUCUACCAAAGUGCUGCACAAUAAAAUUAAAAGAACAGACAGUGCUGAGAACAUCAAGAUGAAAUGAAUAAAUGCAGGUAAAAAAAAACCAUUUAAAAUGAAAUAAAAUAAAAACACAAAAGCGUAAACGAAAUAAAAGUGAUAAAAGGACCGUAAAGGACAUAAAAGGACAGAGAUCACACAACUCUCACACUGAACUAAAAGCCAAGGAAUAAAAAAGAGUUUUAAGAUGUGAUUUAAAGGUGGAAAGAGUGGGGAAUGUGGCAAUUCGUUCCAUAAUUUGGGAGCCACAGUCAAGAGAGCCCGGUCGCCACGGGCUUUUCAACGAGUUUUUGGUACCAUGAGCACUUUGUGAAUGCUCAAAUCUGUUUACAAAACAGACCGUGUUAUUAUUACAAUAAAUUACAGACCCACCAGGAAGUAUUUAGCUCCAAAUGCAAAAUUAUUAAAGAUUACCAACACUGACAUUUGUGUUGCGACAAGUACAGUACGUCUCAGGCUGUACUUGUGAUAUUUGAUCUUGAUGACUAAAUGUGAAGUUUGCACAGUGCCACUUCACCCCAUCUAUCUCUGUCUAAUCCUAAUGCAGACAAAGAUAGAAGAGCUCAUUAUCUUUAAUCUUUGCCACAUUAUGUCGAAAUGGAGGAAUAACAUUGAAGCACAUUCAGUGUCUAAAAGGGUUACUGGGAUGUGUCGCUCAAAACUGUGGGGAAAAAAAAGUCAACAGAAGGCAAAAUGAGCACAAGGGGAAAUGAUUACAGAGCUGUGAGUGAAAGUUAUAAAAGUCUGUCACCUGUUCUCCUCUGUCUUUUUUGUCAAAGCUGUGUUAAGUACCACACUUUGUAGUUUCUGUAGUCCUGUGGUGCGUCUACACGUUCACUUGACUCCAGCUGUCACUUUGGAUUGUACAUGAUCAUAGAAGUCUUCCAUUCUUUGUUAGGAUUUGUCAUCGGCUGGCAUUGCACAAAAAUUGAUCUCAUAUUCAGUGACCACAUAAUGUGUGUCUGCGAGUGGUAUCAACAGCUGGAAUGGUAACCUAUAGGCCCUAGAGGGUCAAUCAUAGUGCAUGGCUGCUGGAAAUAGGUCAUGGGAUCAAUAACAACAGACUCUGCUUCUAUUUCUGGUUUUCAACGUGUCUGUGUUUUUUUUUUUUAAAGUCCCCCCUGUAAUGCUUUUCAUUAGACUGAGCCUUAAUCCUCUGAAUCAGGACAAUCAUCAUCAAUUCAAUAUUUUCAGGAGUUUUCCAGCUUAUUUUUUUAACAUCGGCAGGAAGCACUCUGCUGAUCUGUUAAACACCCUGAGUCUGCUCGUGCCAUGUGACAGUCUACCUCAGACUAAUCAGGUGGAGAUAUUUAAUGGUGUUGGUUCUAAGCCUAUCAACUGCAACUGUGGCUUUGCUCUGCUAUGAAUGACAAGUUAGUGAGAGUAGUUCGUAGAGGGUGGUGCCAGUGUGAAGAGCUGCUUGAGCUGAUUCUGUGGGUGGCUAGUGAGUGUGUGUGUUUUUUUUUUUUUCUUUUAAUCAGUGCUCUCUAGCAGGAAGAUACAGCAACAGAUGUCCCAACUUUCAUGCUAUGCUGCGAGCAGAGUUUUUAACUAAAUCGUUUUUCUAUUCUUUUCACCCCAAAAGUGAUUUUCACCUUUUGUCACAUUCAUCAAACACUAAAGGAAGGGGCUGCCAUUUAAGGUGCCAACUUUGUGGCGUUAGACAGUGAUCUUCACCCCGUGGUGUUCACAGAUCAGAUUGUUUGGCUUCUGGCAUUAUGUAAUAAGAGGCUGCUGGGCCACCUUCUUUUGCCAGUUAAAUCAUCAGUCGUCAAGCAUAUUUAGGAAACAGUGGGGGUUAAGAGCAUGAAAUGAAUCUCAGACACUUUCUUUUACGAAAGCAUUUACGUUAACUUUGCAACAAAAGCGGUGAGCAGCAGUGAUGUGUGUGUGUGUGUGUGUGUAGCGGGGAUUCUUACAUGGAAAAAACAAAAUGUUCUGAAUGCACUCAGUCCUGGCUCUGUGUCAAAGAUUCAGGUGUACGUGGUGGCAUUAUGGAAAUUCCUCCUGUCAUUACUUUUGCAUAUGAUACAAAGCCUGUAUCUGUUAAUUACAGUUAAUUCUAAUGCAACCGCUAUAAACAAUAGAAGUUUCCCUCACAUAGAUUUGAUAAGUGGCUCAGCACUGCACUAGCUCCCCUGAGGUGUAAAUGCUUUCCCCGACAUCUAGUGGGUAAAUCUGGGUUAAAACUGCUCCACACUGAAUCUGUAUCUCUGCCCCCAGAGAGCAAACGCACUGUUAGCUGCCUUUUCUGUGCCAGGACUCCUUUUCCCUCCUAUACUUUGGAGUUUUCUUUUGUUUUAUGUUUCUUUAUAGCUGUAAGAUAGCCUUCAUAUCUAAAAACAAACAGAACCUUUCCCCCAGAGAAUACGGCAGUGCUGACAUUUUCAAGGUUAAGUUAUGGCAUUGCUAAAUUGAUAAAAACAGUGAUACUUGAGUUCAAAGUGAAGCGUACCACAUGUUCUUUGGUAAACUUGUUUUCAUAUAAGAUGUUUUAGCUUAAUCAACAUCUAAUUUUGUAGGUUUCAAACAAAACACAACUAACAAUCCAUAUGUUUCUACAUUACAUUAUAGGACUAUGGGUGUAUCUGUGUGUAAGAUGCAAAUCUUUUCUGGCUCAGUUCUUACUGCAGUCAUGCUCCUUGUACUGUAUGACACUCAUAUUACAACACCUCGUAAUAUAAACACACUCUCAUCUGAGGAAGCAGCUUUCUCAUUUUUCAUUUCAGUAGUCACAGAAGAUUCUUUUUCAUACUUUUGAAUCUCUUUAUUAUAUGUCAGCUGCAGUAUUUCACCUUUUUGUCAGUUUGUCACCAUUUGUCAUGAUGUUUUAUUCAGUUCUUUUCCUCUAACAGAAAAACAGUUCCUUGUGGAUUUUUUUUGUUGUUGGGUGUUUCUCUAACAAAGUUCAGCACACGAGCGCACACUCUAAUUUAGGCUUUGCAUCUAACCUUCUUCUGACCCCCCGAUGUUUGUUUCCAUUCUGCUGGGUUGUUGGUGUAUUUAUAGAGUAAGUUUGACUCCACCGAUCCACUGCUCUUCUUUUUACAGAAGCAGUGGCGGUCUAAGUGUUCUCAUGGUAUCCAGCGCCCCUGCAAUCGAUAUGCACCUCUCACUCAUCUCUGGUGUGAUGUAUAGAGCUGCUGCUGCGGUUAAUAAAUGAAACAUUGGGCUGGAGCCCAUGUUUGUACCUCUUGCUUCUGGCAAAUGGUAAUAAGGUUCAUUUGCAAACCUGACACCACUGACAGAACUACUAAACCAUACAAUGUGUGUAUGAAUUUUACUGUGACACAAAAGUUUAUAUCAUUAGAAUUAAAGAUGGCAAUGUUAGUCCGAUUGGCUGCACUUGUAUACCUUUUUUUUAGAUGCACACCCACACACGAUGCACACGCAUUCACAAGAAGUUCAGGAGUUUUCCAAAACAAACCAGCACCUGACAAGGUUCAUCCACUAAUUUGAUUUGAACAAAAUGAGGGAGAAACGUUUUAAAACGUUGAAUGCUAGUUCAGCUUGUAUUGCUCGGUAUCCCAAACAAUACACAAUGGAAGCAAUUUUUCAGCUGCGACCAACUGCAUGCAGCUGGUCUGCACUGUCAAACUCCAUAAAUGUCUGUGACAUUUUAGAUUCAUUUGACACUAAGUGCAUGGUGCUAUUGGUGUUUGAAGGGCAAGUGCUGUUUUGAAAAGUGCAGGUAUGUCUUUAUCUUCCAUUACAGCAGCAGCGGGGAGCAGGAAAAUAAAGUGCUUUCUUAAUUAUGGUAUGUGAAAAGGGAAAAAAUAACGCAUGAUCAAUGUCAGAGCAAUACACACAAAUACUGAAAGCCUAAGUUCAAAAAUAAUGAGAGAUUCUUAAAACUAAGCAUUGAUGCUACCAUCCUCUCUGAUUCUUUUUCAAAUCACCUAUAUAUCAAGUUAGAGAUGGUGCUUGUGUAGAGUAUGUCCGUCUACAUUUGUUUUAAAGCUGUCUCUGAGUGGCAGGCCUCUCACAGAGACCCGGUUCAAUCCCUGAUAUGAUUGGCAAUGUAAAUGCCCCAUGUCAAAAAGGCUGAUAAUCUGCAGUUUCAAGGGAUGAGCUGGAGCGUCUGUGUUGAGUUCACAGCAGGGUUGUUGCAGAUUGACAUAUAUUUUCUAUUUUUAUCACGAAAGAGGUGUUUCGGAAAUGCUCGAUUACAUCAUCAUGGGUUUAUCAUUGGCCUGUAAAAGCCAUCUUUGCAGGGUCACCAUGUUGCCCUGUGCAGUGUGUCAGAUGGAUUCAAUUUUUGGCAUCAGCUACCUGUCUUAGUGUCGGUACCUUCUUUUGGCUGGACAAGGAAGACCAGACCACAUUGCUUUAAUAAGGUUGUGUUGUGGGAGUUACUUUUCUUAAUGAAGAAGUCAGGGGAGAUGAAAAAGUCAACCGGCUCGUAGGAAAGUCAGGCCAGUGACAGGCUGUGUAAUAGAGACCAGAAAUUUAAGGAAAUUGACACUAAUAGUCACAUUUAGAGCCGAGUAUGCACUGUUACUUACAGAUUCACGCUUUAGUGACUGCUCCACCAUCCUACACUCAGACAGGCAUUUAAAUCAAGAGGAUUUCCUUCGAUAGGUCGAGUAAAGGUCCUUACACACCUGGGCCAACGUGAAUAUAGAACGCGAAAUUAUGAAAUAUUUGGAGGAGAAUUUCAACGCGACCGACUAUAUACGUCAAGCCAGAUGUGAUUUUUGCGACUUUCUGGGGGAAAAAGAUGAAUCCCGGGGAAGACUUUUCCUGGGGGAAGUCACGCCUCCUUCGCCUCUAAUUGGCUAGAAAAGCUGGAAACGUCAUUACAUCCUCAAGCCAAAUGGUCAGCACUUAUAGCCAAUCAGAGGCGAUAAGAUCAGCACAUGAAACUAUGGUAACAACCGCUAUGACUCUCCACAAGUUGUCCUUCAGGUCGUUAUCUUUGUGAUGUUUGUGUCUUUUAUCAAACAGCACUCUGUUCUCAGACACGUAAACAAUCAGCCGGUCGGCCAUGUUGGAUAUACCGGUGAAUCAGCCGUCGCAACAACACGCAAUCUGAUUGGUCAGAAGUGGACACACAGAGUAUGCGAAACUUUAGAAAAAUCAACCGUGAUCUGAAAAAAUAAAUGCCGCAAUAUUGCAGGAUGGGAAAACGUUGCUGAUGUGAAUGCUUGUAUUGACAAAAUAUGGGUUCGAAAAAAAAUAUUGAUGUCCGAAAUAAUUGCACGACAAAAAUGGUCCCAGUGUGGAAGGACCUUAAACCCAAAUGUUCCAGUAAUUUCAUUUAUGCGUAGAAAUCCCCCAGAAAACAGUUAAAAUUGUGCACAAUUAAUGAACACAGCCAAUCAUGGGAUUGCAGUCUAUGUGUAGUAAAAAAAAAAUGUCACAUUGAUUUGCCACGUGUGGCCAACUUUACUAAAGCUAGUACCACAUGCCACUUUGUAAUUGUAGUGACUUGUAGGGGUUACAUUGUAUGAUCAUGUAGUUUAGUGAAUCAUCUCAUCUCUAGUGUGUUGCUAUACCAAAUUGUUUGAUAUUGUGAUUGGGUCAAUGACAGCCUUCUCUGAUCUGGAUUAAAGAUAAGCUUUGGUAGAAAGUUGGUUUUUGUUCUUGUUUGUGAGCCACACAAACCAUACCGCAUGUCCUGUAUUAGAGAGGUUUCUCAACAUUGACAUCUUGCAGACUGAAACUUUUGACCAGGUGCUUCAGGUCUGCCAAAUUUAUUGAACAACCUGGAGAUCAUCACAGUCUUAUUUAAAUAACCCACCAGCCAAAGCUAGAAUUCACUUAUGAAGAUAAAUUGCCAUUUGCACAUGCUCUUGUUAAUUAUGCAGAACGGAAAGAGUCGUGACUGUGGACCUUUUUGCUUCUCUAUCUUCAUUAAAACCUUGAACUUUUUAUUUGAUGUAAAGUUCAUUGUCAUUUUUUAAGAGUGCAGCUAUUAGUUCUAAACCGAGGAUUGUGAAAAAGACUUAACUUUUGAUACUUUAUGUUCGAUACAUUUGGAUGAUCCAGCAGAUCAGUUUCUUGCCAGUUUGCUCAACUAACCCUCAUACACGGACAACAGGCCCUGCGGCGUGGAGAAGGGGGGUUCUAAUGAGAGUGAGAAACAGUUAAUCUAUAAGGCGGAUGAGCUGACUUAACAUUAAUAACCCUGAGUUAAGUCUUUUUCGGCUCUUAGUCUAAGCAGAGGGCUCAUUGUGGUGGAUUCAGAUUUUUUUUUCUCUAUGCAGAGAAAUUGGUAAAGGUUAUGGUCUGUUUGUCUUUGUGCAAUGACUUAACUAGAUAAACAAUCCCUGUGCUCCCUGAGGGUCCUUGUAAAUAUUAGCCUCCAUUAUCCACUUGAAUCAAAAUCAGGAGGAGAUGAAGAUAAGUCUGGUGGUAAUCAUUUGAUCCAAAACACUUGCUUCCUAAACAGACACUGUCUUCAAAUUUGGCUCUGACCGUAUCUUCACAGAGGAGCCAUGUGUGACCUACUGUUACCUUCGCUGCAGGUCACACUAUGCUGAGGGUGCACCAGUGAGUGGAGAGGAAAGUGGGUGGAGGGAAAUAAGAUGUGACUGUCAAAUAAGCAAAGGGUUGAGCAUGGUUUUGAUCUGAAACCAAGUGUCAUCAGGGACAUUGCCAAUGAUUUCAAAAAGAGGACAAAUACCACAGUGACCAUUCUCCUGAGUUUAUUUAUUUUUGAGAAGUUCAUUCAUUUAAUUGAAGUAUUUGAUAAUUUAGGAAGGGAAAAUUCCUUACUUUGAAAUGGUAUUGACACCGGCCGUGUGAAGGCUGAUGCAGAUGUGAUGCCACCUGUCUCAAAUUACCUUUCAACUAUGGCUGGGCGAUUUUUUUUCAUAUCAGUCGAUAUCGAUAUAUAUCAUGAUAUGAAAAAUGAAAUUUAAGUAGGCUACUGCAUCUGUGAGGUCUUUGUGUCUCUUCGACGUUUUGUUGUAAGGCAUUGCACGAGAGAAAGUGGACUGAAUGGUCGUCUUUUUCGGCUGCACAGGCGCCAUGGGCUCCUUGCUCCGCUUGGGAUUUGUAAACUUUUGUAUUGAGCAUGCUCUGCCGUGCGGCGCUGCUUCAGGUGGUGAAAAAGAUUUUAAGUUUUCCCCGACUUUGUGAGAACAUGUACUCGACAUAAUUUGCAGUGCACAUUACUCCGCUUCAUGUCUGACCUCAAAAAACCAAAAUACCUCCACACCACCGAUGUUUUUGUGCCAGUGUUGUUGACAAUGUCAUCAUCUGUUGAGCCUUCAUGUGCAUUUCUGUCAGGGGUAGCACUCAUUUUCCUUUUUUCUCACUGACAGUGCUGUUGGCUCCACGUGUUAAAGUCCUAUGGUUGCAUGUAGCUGAAGCCUGCUGCUACGCAGUUGUUUGCUGCUUGGUUCUAAUUCAGCACAUGAUUGGUUUAGUGUGAAGCGGACCCAGAGCAACCCCCCUUUUCAUUGGCUAUUUGUAUAAUCUACCAAAACAUGGCAGAAUGCCGACUUUCGAAAAGCAUAUUGACCAUGUUUUAUAUUGACAUUGAGAGAAAUUAAUUUUCAAUAUAUAUCGUUAUUGUUUUAUCGCCCAGCCCUACAUUCAACCAACUCAUUAACCAGUCUAGCUCUAGUACUGAGGAUAAAGCUGUGUAUGCUUUAGUGCUAACUUCUUUUGAAUGACAAGUUGUUUCCACAACUAUCUGUCAGCCAGGGUGACACAAUGUGUAUCCACCCUUUUGUCCAAAUAGGUGAGGUGAAAUGAUGAUUUAGUAACCGUUAGUAGAGUAAAUACACAUGUAAGGUACGUAACUGUCAUUAUAACAUACUAUGAACAAGAUAGUUGUUGGUUUGCAAGAGCUUUGUGCAUAACAAUGAUGUAUAAGACCUGAUGAGUUUUUUAGAAAUUGAUCAAACCAAGUCUCAGAGUACCUUAGUCACAAUGUUGUUUUUUCUUACCAGUCUUACCCCCCAUUCUUGUCCAUUACAGUUUCUCUUGUGGAGCUCCUGUGUCUAGCCUCUAGUUAUUAUUCACACCCCUCCUAUUGUUUUCCUUAAUUGAGCCAGAGACAAAACUAUAAAUCUGUGGGCUGGACAGGAUCUGGCCCAGACCCCUCCUAUGAGUCAGUCUUGGCUCUCCACUGGGAAACUUGGCAUGCUCAGUAUUCUUAUGUAAAUGUCACUUAGCUGUAUGCUUGCAAGGAAGCAUGCAGAGUGCCGGUUAUACAAUAUUCAUGGGGUAGUUUUUCAUCUAUGCAUAAGCAUAUACUUUAAGUGCAGGGCAACCAGGGAAAAUAACUUAGUCACUUUAAGUUAAGAGAAGAAAUAGCAAGUGUAGGACUUAGGCAGAGCUACAAGUCCCCCUAUGUAGGUAAUAGUGUUGUAUUUUCAAUGGCUCAUUGACACAUCCUCAUAAAUCAUUUCAGAGUGAUACAGAAAGAUCACAAAUCCAACACUUUGGAGGGUUUUCUGUGUUGUAUUAUUGUGGGCAUGUUUAAUGCAUUUGGAGAGAGCAUAUAGGAGGUAGAAAAGAGUAUAGAAUAAGUCAUUAAAUGAAUCCACUUUCAUGUUCUUGCAGCAUCACUUAAAGGCGGCAUUGAGUUCAUUUUGUGGCACUCUGAAUCAGUCAGGAGAAGAGAUACUUUAACGUCUCUGGUCUGGAUGAGAAAAUGUAGGACAGCUUAGAGAAAGAAGAGCAUUUCUGGGUCCCUUCCAUCGGAACCGUGCCAUAUUCUGGGUCACAGCAUCCUGCUGCAUGUGCCUCUUGUUGAACAAGAACACUUUGUACUUUUGAUCAUUCUGGGCUUUAUGUUCUGCAUGUCAAACAAAGUUUACAUUUGUUUUGGACUAAAUUAAUCCAUGUAUUGAAAUUAGCAGUGUUUGGUUGUUUUGAGGACACGUUAAUGCUCUUGUAUGACCCUAAAGUACCCUUCCUUCCACUCCACGUCUUUCUGUUUUUCCCUUACUUGCUGUCUAUGUUUGGCUCACAUCUCCUUUGCCCUGCCUCCACCCUUUGUCUUCAUCCCUGAAGCGCUGUCAGCUAAGGGAUUUUCUCUCAGUUCACUUCUUAUUUGGGUUACUUGUGAUGUGGCUUUCUCUUUUGCUAAGUGGUUUCUCAGCCUAACCCUUUUUUAUACACAUGAUAUUUUGUUUUCAGGCUAUUUACUACUUUGUCUGUAAUAUGUACAAUGUAGAUUUCUUUUUAGCUUAAUUCAUUGCUUAAAACCUUGUAAUAAAGUCAAGUUUUGACGAUGCUUAAUUUUCUGGCUGGUACAUUCUACCACCUGUUAAAUGGCAAGUAGAGAUGGGCGAUAAAUUACCUUUCAGGAUAUAUUGUCAGAAAAAUCCUCCUUGAUAAAUAUAUGAUAAAUCCUCCAUGAUAAAGUCUCUGUUCUCGUUCACUCGCGAGACCAUUUUUUAAGGCACUCAGAAGAAAGAAAUCAUUAAGGGAAUCGUUCAGAUGAAAUGUAGUCGAUGUCGAUGGAUUGAACCAUUUGGAACCGGUUCUCAACAAGAACCGGUUCUCGAUUCCCAUCCCUAGAUGAGGUAAGCCAUAAUCCACACAAAGCAGAGUAACAAACAAACAUGGCUGAAAGGUAAUGAAGAAGACGGUUCUGAGCAGCUAGUCAUUGAACGAGGCUCCACAUGAGGAAUUUCCCUCAAGAUUGGGGAUUAGAUGAGUGCAAUCAGGUUUGCCUGACAUCGAUCAGUGGAUCUGCUGCUGCUGUUCGCUCUGUGCAAUGAGAGUUUUCAACAGAUGUGGAAAAUGUUUUCACAUUUGAGACUUGUUUGAUCUCAUUAGUUUUCUCUAUAACCUACCACUCAAACUUGUGGUUAAGUAUCUUAUUUGACGACUCUAACUGGUGUUCUCAAGACAAAAUAAGUCAAAAAUAUUGAUUGGAAUUAUAAUAUUUUCUAUUAGGACUUUUAUUGUUAUCGCCAGAAAUGCAAAUCUUAUCGUGAUUUUUUAGCCCAUAUCAUCCAUCCCUAAUAUGAACCCUGGUAAAACAUAUCAUAGAAAUGUCAGUGCGAGAAAUUUCUAUGCAGAAGUCUUGAAUCAGGCCUAUUUUAUGGGGAAGUUUAUUGAAUAGUCUCCCAGUUUGAUAAAGCUGCUCUGGGUUUUAGGGUUGCCGUUAUCACACAUCCCAGCUGUUGGAUGAUUCACUGUUCUUUGCACUGGCAGGAUUAAGAGGCAUUUCAAGGAAAAGCCAAAGUCAGAUCACAAUACGGUGUUGAAAACAGCAGUUUAGCAGUAAACAAUACUGCACACACAGUAUUGUGUAUGAAGUACAACAAAAUACUGACUUUACUUUAAAACAAAAUGCAAAGUUAUCCUGUAAAUUAGCCAGAGUAUUGUUCCCUGAAAUUGGAUUGCUCUAGUUCUCCUUAAUUCACAUCCUAGUGAGAUAUUUGUCUUGUGUAAGGGUGGUAGUCGUACGAUGGUGUGUGUGUUUGAGAAUUGUUUGCAGUAAUUGCUGCUGUGUUACUAUUGACAGAGUAAACACACACACUGAAUGGAAUCCUGAAUCCUGGAUCCUGUGAGUAUUGAGUGCUGUCAGUCACACUGUUCCUAUCAAUAAUAUUUUUUUUCAUCAGCUGGGUCUGUGAUUGACUGCUCGAUAAGUUCAUUUUCUGUUGCCCCAGAUCUUGUUUGCUGGACUGUGGCUGUAAUAGGCCAACAGGGAUGUGUGUGUGUGUGUGUGUGUGUGUGUGUGUGUGCAGGUGGCACACAGGCUGCAUUCUGCCCAGAGAGACGUUGGCGGCUCCCUAAAGACUUGGACCUGGUGGGUUAGGGCCCCACCCUCCAUAGCGCAAACAUAGUGGCGUGAGGAGCAUGGGAAGGAGAGACACGAGGCAGUUUGUCUGUCUGUGCCGUCAGAGUAAAAGUGAAACCUUACUCUAACUUUUGUGUCCCUGCAGGUGAGACAGGCUGCUCCCACAAAGGCCUCUGGAUGCGGUGUCUCCUGGGGCUCAGGUGAAUGGUAAGCUGAGUAUUAUCCUCUUGCACUCUCUGUAACGCCUUAAUAAUGCAUGCUUAGAUAAAUUGAAUGGCGAUCUGUUGAAGCCGCAAUUAAUCAAAUGGUUUGCAUGUGGCAUUCGGCUGUUGCAGUCCAAGAACAAGGUUUAUUUUUGAAGCAGUUCUCUCUCAGGCAGCAGUCUACUUUUCAAGUUUGACACAAAUCAGAGCUCAUUUUUACCCUGCCUUGCCAGAGGCCCUCAUUUUUUUUUUUAGCCGCACAGAGAAUAAGGACAUGUUUUAUAAGGUGUGAAAUAGAUUGUACAUUCUGUUUAUGCAGAGUUUUAUUUUGUUUGAUGUGAAACUGAGAUCAGAAGCUCACAGGGUGUGUCAGAUCCAUUUGGGUUAGGAGGUAGUAAAUGUUUGGGGUAGGACAAGGACAGUUGGCUACAGAAUUAUACUGCAGGGAGAUACAAAGCCUUCGAACAGGCAGUUUGCCUGGAGGACUUGUUCAUCUUUCAUAGAGUUGCACUAAAAUUGUAAUGACGAGUUACUGUUUCUUUUUUUAGCCUCCUAUACUUAGUGCUCUGUGUAUUUUAGUCUCUCCUGGUUGAGUGUGUGAGUAUCUUCAUGUGGGUUGGUUGAAUAAACAGUACUGGAGACAGUCAGCUGUUGUACACAUCUGUUCAUGGAAAUCAUUACUCCAUUCACCGAAGCCCUUUUACUGUAAAAAGGAUCUCUGUGGUGGAAUCGAAUUGGCUGUAGUGACACAGAUACUUGACUAUCUCUACUUAAGUUUUCUGAUAAUGUGUUGCGGUUCCAUCAGUGAGAAAUUGCUUUGCUAGUUUGUACAGCCUUCAGAUGGUGGCAGACUGUUUGUAGUGGGGGAAAGAAAAAAGAGAAAAAAAACACCACUUGCCCGCUCUCAUAUCAGUCAGGAAGCUUUUGGACUCAGCCUUGCCCAAGCUGUUUAUCUUGGCAUGAGCCUGUAGCACAGAGACGUAUGAGAUUUAACAGUAAAUUACACAUUAACCAGGGGAAAAUGUCUGAACCUGCUUACUGCAGCUCGAACACAGACCAUUCUUUAUAUUUUUACAUCUGCCUAAAAACCUCACAAACAUUCUGUCUUUCAUUAUCAUGGAUAUAUAGAGAUGGACACCUGAAGAGGUGUGUUCCUAACUGACUUGUUACUAAGUUCCAAUAUCUGUUCUGCUCUUUGUUAUUAGACAUAAUGUUGUGCCCACUAUGUAAUAUCCAUCAUACUCUUUUAGUUUGAGUCACACAGUAAAAGCUGUUGAGCAGAAUGUGCAGAAGUGGUUCUAUUCCUAACGUGUCUUUUUUUGAAUCAUCAUUUCAGUUUUUUUAAACUGCAGUGGUUGUGCUAAUAAUAGACACAUAAAUACCUGUAAAAGUCAUAUUUAUUUUUCCCCCUAAUGUCUCUCAUCUUUAUGGACUUAUUUCUGUUUCUUUGUACCUUGAGGUUGUCCGAGUUGAGUCAUUUUGUGGUGGGUAGCUUUUGAGGCGUUAACUUGUUUUUACAGUCUGAUCUCUCUUGUUCACUCUCUUGGUAAAUAGCUGACCAAAAAAAUUCCGUACAUGGUUGCUGGUUGAUUGCAUUUUUUUUUUCCCUUUCCGUACUUCAAUUCUUAUCAGUUGUGCAACAAAUCCUUAUAAAUAAGGAACUUAAAGCAUUGCGUAAAAGGACAUGGAUGGGUCAAACCCUAAAUUAUUCAAGACCUAUAUAUUUUAUCCAAUCCCAGGCUGUAGACAAGUCAUUGUCGAAGGCGUGACCUUUUUAAAAUGAGUCUAAAGAAAAGGUUAGUCACAAAUUGGUUGCCGGGCAGAAUAAAUUAAGCUUAUGUUUAGUCGUAUUGCACCUAUUGUAUUGUGGAGAAAAUGGGGUUUCUAGCUGCCUCUUUUGAUCAACAAAGUGUGGAUCAACUGUACAAAUAACGGUAGUGCUUGUGAGGUUAGUGUUUGUUGAUUGUGUUCCCUUUCUUUGAUCUGAGACUCUUCCUGUUGUCUAACCAAUCUAGACCCUUCAUUCCUCUCCAGAAUUUUUUCUUUAUAUAUAGAAUUUCAUUUUGAACACGAACAACAAUCAAACAUGGUACAAACUAAAGACAUAAGCACAAAUGAAUGACAGUUAAAGUAUAAAUUACCAUAAUAGAUUUCCAUUUUGCAAAGGUGCCAAAAUAACGGAGGCAAUGAAUAAGUUGUGAUGCUGUAUGCAUGAGUAGAUUUGAGGGGAUGAGCGGUGAAAUAAAAGACAAAGUACCGUAUAUGAUUAUGAAGAAUAGAAAUGCUGUAUGUGGUGGUUAUGUUUAAGUAUACUGAGUUAAUAUACAAGGCCCCUUUAGUUUUUCUAAUAGUGCACUCAUAUCUGGCAGCGGCUUAAUGAAGAAGAAGAGUGUAAGAGAAACAGAAAAUUUUGUAAGCGAAAGUCAACUGGAUAGGUGACUGUGGCUUCAUCAUUUUACAACACACUUCACAAAUUUAGAGUUGUUGUUAUUUUUCUAGAGGAAGAAGUUGAUUUUGAAAUCAUCCAAAGGUUCUCAUUUUUUUGAUAAAUGCUGAGCAGGAAUUUCCUCUGAAAUUCUCGACAGGAGUGAAAGUGGAUCCCAGUGUCUGUUCAGUCAUCUGAUCCAUAGACAAGUUCAAGCCUCAUUACAUUAAUGUGGCUCUUAGGCUGGCUUGUGACGAGACUAUCAAGUGACUGUUUGGACAAGAGGCAGAACUUGUAUUCUUAGCAGGCUGACCUAGUUACCUCUCAUUCAUUGUUGAACAAAUCAUGAGCAGAAGCCUUUCAUCUCAGGAACUGGAACAGCCAGAAGUCCAGUUCUCAUUGGUCUGCUAAUAGUUUGUCGUUCAGGUGUGUAUUUCACACAUAUGUGGAGGUUUGGAUGAGGUGAUUAAUGGUGAGAAGCUGGUUGAUGUCUCUUUUUAAGCUGUAUGACACUACUGCUAAAGGCUCCAAUGCCUCUAAUGCAGCGCUUCCACCAAACCAUUUUCACAGUCCCAGACUAAAAACUGAAAGUCUUCAGUAAAUCUUGGAUUUUUACUGGAGUCACAGCAGAGUCACGGCGCGCUCCCAUCAUCUCGAUCGUUAAGUUUAAGGUGGUAAUCUGCGCUUGUUUAUAUCAGUCUUUUCCUAGUCUUGGAUUGAUGCGAUUGCAAUUCGCCGUGACUUAACACAACCAACAACCAAUCGAUGAGCUCUAACAAAAGCAGAAAAGGAAACCUGACCAGUCAAAACAAGAAGAAAAAUAAUGUAUGAAGAAUAACUGGUGAUAAAAAAGGAGCAGAUAGUGGAGCUGUGAGCAGAUCAGACUUGCCUGUUCAACAUCAACUGCAGGGUUUCCCCUACAUGUGAUGACGCACCGCAACGCCUCAACAAUGAAGUCUUUUACGCACUACCUGGGACUCAGUAUGAAUCAGUGUGGUGCACUCGGGCUGCACCAUGGGGCAUGCAUGCCGAGUAUUAGCAUUAGCUAGUUCCAAGUUGUCAUGUGCGAACACACAGCUGAUCAAUGAGCCGCCCCCCAAAAUCACACACCACCACAGAUAGAUUCCCCCCCCAGUGGGAAACAUUGAACUGUCAAAAAAUGCUACAAGAAUCUAGUUGUAGUCUUGUAAAUAGUGACCCUGCAAGAUUCACAAUGUUUGUACAUUUUCAGUCAGAGACUAGGCUGAGACUAAAAUCUCUAAGCACUUGUCUUUAGACGUGAGCAGGUGUGAGCUGAUAGUUUCCUAGAAAUCUUUCCAGGAAUCUUCUCAAAGUCCUCUGGUGGAUAGCUGGCCUAAGAUGGGUUCUGAGUUUAAUUCUUUAUAAACUGACAGUGCACUGCAAGUAUAAGCAUCAGCUGCGGCCAGCAAUAAACACUGUGAGCUAAAUCUGCCUGUGUAGGUGUGCGAUUGCUGUGAGUCAUUUUGUGAGUGCAGUCUCUGCUUCUUUUACCCUCAAUCCUCUGCUUUUCCUCCAGUUUGUUCAUUCAUAAAGUUCUGUAAUUCCGGCAGAGACCAAAAUGUUCCCUGAAUUCUUACACUGAGGCUUUGCACCAAAUUUUAGCUGGCUAAGCACUCUUAUAUUUAUAGCCACAUCAUUUCCUAUUCAGUUUUUUAAAUAUCCAGUCAGUGUUUUGUUAGAUUGCCAGUUCUGGAGCAAAUGGAAGGAAGGAGCAGGGGUUUCUGCUGCCAAACAGAGAUGUGUAGAAUCCAUGACAAAAAGGAAAAGGUCCCUAAAAAGACUGAUUAAAUGUCAGAUAUAAUCCAUAAUUAAUUCAGUUUUAGCAGCUGCUCAUUGUUUAAAUUGUACAUUACAGUCUGAAAGGCAGUCUGUUAUGGGCUGCCACUCUCUACCUCCCACGUAACUGCUCCCCGUUUAAACAUCAUUAAUUUAAGUCAACUAAUCGACACCCUGUCACUCACCAUUCUUAACUUAAUGACCCGCCUUCUGUCCAGUCAGGAUUGGCUGUACCAGGUCUCUGCUGGCAGACAUCUUCUUCUCAGCCUCUCACACCUCUUCUCUUUCCAGCAGACAGACCAGAGAUCCCCAGAGAGACCACACUUUGCCCUGCCCUUCCCCUUCACUGCCUUAAUCAGACACAGGCUCAUUAUCUGCUCCUUUUUCUGCGUCUGCUUCUUUGUCCAAGCACCCUCACCAGCUUAUUAUUUCCUCUUCUGCCACGGAGGUUUUCAGCUCUAUAAAAAGGCCUUGUCAUAAUGUAAUAAGGUCCUGAAAUUGCUGCAGGAACUUAAAGUAGAGCAAAAGAAAGAAAGCAAUUUGCAUACCCCUUAUAUAUAAUCCAAGGUGCAGUUUGAGAAGUGAAAUUGGCUUUAACAUUUCUCUCCGUUUCUUUUUUGUUUUGGAAUUUUAAAUAAGGGAGUUGCCUUUUAGAGCUGACUGCAUUACAAAUAUGGAUCACAGGGCGUUGUCCUUGGCUAGUUAUGCUUCUUUAAGUGAUCAGUUUUCAUUGCUUGUCUCCAGCAUUGUCAUGAUACCUAAGUAACUAAUCAAGUACCUAAGGAUUUAGUGUUGCUAUUCCUGGCUUAACUAAACUAGGUAUGACAAACAAUGGUAUGGUAUAGUGGUGGGAGAUAUGGCUUCAAAUUAUAUUAUGAUAAAUCAUUGAAUUUUGUUUUCUUUCAUGUUUUUAGACCAGACAUUUCUAAACAACACCAAUGUGUAAUGGUGUAUAUAUUGUGAUAAAAAAGCUUGUUGUAUUGAAGGAAUCGUUUGAGUUAUAAUGAUAAAUAUUUCAACUCCUUCAUGAAAUACUGAAAUGCCACUCACAAGCAGAAAAAAGGUUGGAGGCUGGUUAGUGCCUUUAUUUCAGUUACGUUCUGUUUGAUUUAGCUGCAGCUCAACCCCAACUGAGAAGCAAGACAGACAUUGUAAGCUGUUGGAAAUUAUGUAAUGUCGCACACUCAUAUGUGCCCCCCCCCCUCCAAAAAGGAACAAGCCUGCGAUGCAAUAAUAACAAAGAAUGUGUCAACUAUCUUCAAAUGAGCUAACUUUUACCUAAACUUUUUAGCAGUGUUUUCAAUAACACUGUUGGGAGCUACGAUAUUUACAGUCGCUCGCUUUUUUGUUGAUCAUAAGACAAGCAAGUCCUCAGUUAAAACACACCGUCAUGCAGGUAGAACAGUUAUGAUGGACAUUUGAGUCCCUGCUGGGCUGUGCUCAAGUCAAACCUCGUGGAACCCUUUUUAGCUCACAGCAGCUGUGUUGAUAUCACACUUUUUGCUGGUUUUACUGUGAAUGGCUUGAUGUUGCACAGCCCUUGUAUGGCGUAUUAAUUUUUUACCGGCAUAUGACAAAGCAAGAAAAAAAAAUAAAUACAUCUAACAAAAUUUGAAAGAAACAGCAUUUUAUUUUUUCUGGUUGAGACUUAUGCUGUGUGAGUCACUUCUGUAUAACUAUUUACUGCAAGUAAGAAAUAUUGUUAUGUCAGUUUGACUUCAAUAAGAAGUAUUGUAUGAAAAACAGUUUGGUUUGACCACUGGUUGUCAUUUUUAAAGACCAAGCUUACUUAAUUUCUCUUUUAGUUACUUCACUAAAAAAAAAGCAUUUCUUCAAUAAUGGAUUGAUCAAUCGAUUGAUCACGAGGAAUUAAAAAAAAACUGUAAUUGAUAGAUGUGGUUUUGUUACGCUUGAUCACUAAAAAAAAAAGAACUGAAAUUCCCAAGUAUCUUUUAAUUCCCCAUCCACAUCUUUGGUGACUUGCAAAGUUAAAAAGUCUUCCAGGUUUACUAGAAGUCUCUUCCGCUGGGAUUCAGUGUCUGAUUUUCAGGCAGCAACUUCUAUUACAGAGGUUUCAGUUUUAGGUUUCACUCCUUGGACACUGUGAUGAUCUCCAGUGGGUUCACUCUGGCCCUGUGCUUUAAGUCUGUUCUUGAUUUUCCAACAGCAAGAACACAGUCAAAACCAAAGCAGGGGUAACUGUCAGUGCAAACCAAUCUCACACCUGCAGUCUCUAAACAGAAGUGUUGAUUACCUCUGGAUAUUUAAAUACUUUGAGAGCGUCCUCUUCUGUUUACAUGGGCAAUAAGCACAUAUGAUUAUGCACUUGUGUUCAAACAAAAAGGCAAUGCUCAGCACCGCUGCAUUCAUCAGCUUAGCCUAACUUGGCCUGCCUAAGGCUGGUUCUCACACUCAGCCUCUUCUGGCCUUGAUCCAACCAUAUAGACGGCCAGCUGGCUCUGUCUGUCUACCAGGUCAAACAUGGCCCCAGUGUGUAGAGCCACUCUGGAGGUUUAAGACUGAAAGUUUGCAUUUGAGAUGGAAACUAAGACAGUGGUCUCUUGGUGUGACAGCAUGGCUUGACCUUGUUUUCCAGAGUAUAGGCACGUUCACAUGGUACAAAUAACAUCCACUUUCAAAUGAGCAGAGAGGGAGGUGCUAUGUUUUUAGAUUGUAAGGUUUUGGGUUUUUUUUGCACACUGCAGUUUCUCUUUAAGAUUUCAGGCUCUAUAUAUAGUUUUGUAUCUAGUGUUGUCAGAUGGUCCAUUAAAUGUCAUGUCCAGUUUCAAGAUGCUGAUUGUCUUGAAGGGAUAUUCCGGCGUAAGUUUAAGCCAUGGUCAAACACACCAUGACACUUGUUAGACAUCCCCUGGAGAGAUGAAUAUUGCAGACUGCUUGCUUCUCCAGUUAUAUCAACUUCAGCAACAACCGCAUGAUAGCAAUACACAGCGGUUUAUGUCUCCAUGCGCAAACCUCAACCAAAAAGCCACUCUAUAGCCACAAAUAAUGCUCAGAGCAGCACCUAACUUUGUCAACAGUACAUAUAGGGUCCCAGCCACAGUACUAGCCACCAAGCAUCUUUUUAGCUUUGCCUGGUUUCUUUGGCAAAGAGACUAAACACAACUCACCCUCUCUCUUCCAGCAGCCGCUUGUUUGUUGGGAGGCCCUGACGAGUCGAUCACCAAGUGCAGCGGAAAUUUCACAGCUCAAGGAAGAACAUUUAUGAUUAUUACUAUAUGGAAAUGCAAUCAGAGUACUCGUGUAUCUUGUAUGUGCACUGCAGACACGGAAGUCCUUCUGCCUUAUCGUCUUGGUCUGAUAGCAUCUAACUCAGUGUUGUGGUGUGUUUGACCAUGGCUUAAACUUACGCAAGAAUACCCCUUUAAGAAGAGAUGUGGUUCAGGAAGUUGCAAAAGUAGAGGACAGAGAGGAUGUUUCUUUUGGUACACAGAGUUUGUUGUGUGUUUGAACUUGUAUUUUCACACAACUAUGUAACCAUGUCCUGAGUUUUCAGUUUUGUUUUAUCUUUGCACCCCUACUUUAACCCUUGGCCUUAACCUGAGUCUUGACUUGUUCUUUUGCACAGGGGGAAGUGAAGGGGGGGAAGCUGGGUAGCACGGGGUGUAGCCGAGGUUUGCGUUAUGGAUCAGCACAUGCCCCACACAACAAAAGGGGAGUGGGGGUCCUAUUUUAAGUAAGGUCAAAAUGUGAAGUCUCGCUGGAAGGAAUUUUCUUCAUGUGAGCUCCUUGAUAUAUACCUACACCCUCCACAAGUCUUUGAAUAGAAGAACUAUACCACACAUCCUCCCACAGUGGCACAAAAUUAGCCUCCUGUGUCUGCCUUUUUAAACUGUUACAGUAGACCUAGUUCUGCUGUCUUCUCUUAUACAAUAGUAAGUAGUCUUGUUUUCUUUUUCAGUGCAGAUAAACAAAUAUAAUGAAUGCACCUUAUUUUUGCUUACUGCUCCUCUCAUUUCUCGGUCAGGGCUGCAGUUGCAAUGGCUUGUUAGACAUGUGCAACAUCAAUUAUAUAUUUCUUUGCUUAAGCUUGGUGGAAACAUAGGCUCUGAAUGAUCAAGAGCUUGUGUUAUUAAGAUAGAAUUUAAUCGAUUUAGAUGGAAAAAUGCAAAUUAUACUGAAGUGGCUUGUCAUUUCCUCUGAUUUCAGAAUUCCUUUUUGUUAUCAUGCCUGCACUGCACAUCUAGGAUUUGAAGUUGUUUUUAUACGUCUGGAAAGAACAUAUUCAUGUUUCCUCCAUAGGAGUAAUAGGUCAAAUAAUACUUGUGGGUGUAAUCUAUCUGUGAUCUAUUCUUCAGCAUCAUUAGGGACAGAUGUCUGUGCAUCUUGCUUGUGUUUGCUUGGCCUCACCCUCUCUAUUUAAGCAUUUAAAAAAAACAAGAAGCCUCCCUUGUACACGCUGUCACAGUGUUCCUUGUUGAUGUACUUACUGUAAAUGGCAGCAGCCUAUUGGUGUAUAUCUAGGUCAUAUGGCCAUCCAUUAGUCUUAUCGUCACUGGAGACGGGGUUAACAGGGUUGGGGGUGCUGAAGGCAGCACAGAUGGAAGGAUGCAAAGAGUGUCUGGACUUAAUCUGCGCCAUCAUAUUAGCAACAGCUGGCUUUGUGCUGGCUGUAACACUCUCACACUUAGGUCGAGCACAUCCUGCUGUAAGCACAUAUGGAAGACAAACAUUUACAAAAACAGCUGGACAAAGAUGAAGGUUUCUUUUGAGAGAUAAUUGAGAUCUGAGCAGGGGUUACUGUCACAGGAACAAAAGGGCAUACCAUUAGAUUACCUCUUUAAUUUUCAUUUUUGUCUGGCCAGCUCAGCUGUCAUAAAUCAAGUUGAAAAGUGUGUUUUCUUGUUUUGGUUUGGUAUAUUUAUUUUGUUAGAAAAAUGCAAAGUCCAAAGAAAAACUGUGUCACUGCGUCGUCUGUCGCCUCAGCACUUCAAAAUUCCUCAAACUCAUGAUGUGAAAUCCCAAACAGCUGGAAAAUGUAGAAAAGUGCUUUAGUCAGGGCAGAACUUGGUGAAUUAUUAAUAUGCAUAAUAUUAUCUCAUAUAGCUUCUGGCUUCAGCAGUAACAAAUGACAGUGUGCUAGCCGAGGAUGUGUUACACACCCUUCUGAACUGUUUUGUAUCAUAGAGCUUCAUUAUAUAUCUACAUUGUUGCAAGGCCAGAGGCAAGCAAUGUCUAACAUUAAAUGGGUCGACAUCACGUCAUGCUUUCGUCUAAGGAGAAACUGUCGAGCUUCGUCAAACUCUCAACACUUCUUUUAUUUGCUGAUGUUUACAAGCUAGUGGCAACAGUCGUAGCUCCAAGUAAAAUGGUUUGGUCUGUUCAGAGCUGACCUUUUGCCUUUACAGACUGAGGGCUACUUUGCUGUGUGUGUGUGUGUGUGUGUGUGUGUGUGUGUGUGUGUGUGUGUGUGUGUGCGCGUGUGUGUGUGCGCGUGUGUGUGUGUGUGUGUGUUUGUGUGUGUGCAUGCAUAGCUGGAAGUAGUUGGGGGGAAAAUGACAGCAGGGACAGAGGGUGAAGGGACUGCACGGGUGCUAAAACAGGGAACUUAAACUCCAUUUGACAUUUUGUGCCGCAAAUAGCAGAAGUGUUGACAGACCGGGUGAAGCUGUGUAAUUUCAGAUUAGUGGACAUUGUUUGGAUCUAAAAAGAGCGUUCUUUAAAGUCUGAACUUAACUGAGGAAGGAGACACUAUGUCACCACCGAUAAAAACCAAAUUCCACUUCACACAGAGACUCAGUCGGGAUACACAGUUGGAUAAGUCCCAGUGGUUAAUCUCUUUGGUUCAAGAUAAUCAGCUUCAAUCAAUCAAUCAAUCAAUCACUCACUCAAUCAAUCAAUCAAUCAACUUUAUUUCUAUUGCACAUUUAAAAGAACCACAGGGGUAGCCAAAGUGCUGUACAUUGCGACAUAAAAACAAAUAAAACUAGAAAAGCACUCGGAGAGCACAGACUUCCGCCAAGCAGCUCAUGUUCCCCCGUAUAUUGUGAUUCACACCAAAACUUUUACUGUUACGUGUCUUUUAUUAACUUUUAUUUGUGUUUAAACUGGUAUGUUCACUGUUCAUAAUGUUCCUAAAACAAGAAAUGCCCUGACCCCGAUUUGAACCCAGGACCUUCAUGCUGUGAGGCAACAGUGCUAACCACUACACCACUGUGCUGCCCAUCUACACCACUGUGCCACCCAUUGGUUAUCGUUCAGCAUUGAAAAUUCCGACGACACCCUUAUUUUUGUGUGUUCUGAAUCACAGUAUCCGGAAUUUUGUCUGGAUCAGGAUCAACCUUUGACACCUCAUAAAACUCAUUGAGAUCCUUUUGUGUAAUUUUUUACUAAAGACUCUGGCCAUUUUUAUAGAGUUAAAUGCAAAAAUUCCAAAAUUUGCCCUAUCUCACAAUGAUAAAGAAUCCUUCAAAAAAUUCCUGGAUCCAGAAGGCGAUCCGGAUCACCACCAAAAUGUAAUGGGAUCCUCCUGGGGCUGAGACAAAUUUCAGGUCAAUCCGUCUGUUACUUUCUCCGUAAAGUUGCUAACAGACAAACCAACAAACAAACCAACAAGCAAACCAACGCUACCGAAAACAUAACCUCCUUGGCGGAGGUAACAAGCAAAGAACAAGAUAGAGCGAGCAAAAAUACAUAAAUGCAACAAAUAAAUAUAUGAAUAAGCAGGCUCACGGCAACUGCUAAGAUAACAACAAACAAAAUAGCACUAAAGAUGUAUUAAAAGCCAAGGAAUAAAAGUGCGUUUUUAAAAGGGCUUCAAAGUAUCCAUAUUCUUAUCAUGUUGACACACUUUUCUUGCAGUAUAAAACCAUAAUUUUGCUCUAUUAAAUAACUGUUAAGCCAUUGUAGCUCCUUCACGGCUGCUUCAUGUUGGUUAAACCAUAGGAGCUAUCGUAAAAACAUGUGUACAAUGUCUUUGACUACAUUUGUAUUGUAGAGCUAGCAAUCACAGGGGGAUUUACAAUGCAAAUUUCCUGCGCUAACAUUACAGAUAUUAAAUACACAACUGUAUUUGUUGGCAAAGGGAUUGGAAAUGAAGAAAAUCCCUCCUCCUCACACAGAAGCAUGAAAUUAUUGUUUCCAGAACCAUCCUGAGCAAUUGUCAUUUGAAUCACUCUUGGAUAUGAGAGCUAGGACAUAGAGCCUACCUGCAGUAUUGGUGUGUGCACCUGUGUGAGAGAGAUUUAUGGCUGUCAAAUCAGUCAGACAUAAUAACUUCAUACAAGUGAGAACAUGUUGGUGUGUUCCCCUACCAGAAAGUGUCAUGAUUACUAAAAACAAGCAUGUCCCACGUGACAGAAAGACAAGUGCUUCUGCUGUGACAAGGUAACUGUGGGUCAGACGUUUUGUUGUUGUUGUUGUUGUAUCUGGCUCUUUUCUCAUAGUUCAAGGUUAAUAUAUAACGCAGGAAUGUGUGUUAUUGACUGGCUUUGCUGUUAUCUUUUCCACAAGAUGUUCCUAUCACUAGCUAAAUAUUAGCCUUGCGCCUGCGUAGCAUUGCUGUGGUAGAUAAAAUUGUAAGACUAACCCUGCAAACCACAGGCCCAGAGGUGUGUGUGAGUGCAUGUUUUGGUUCAUUGUCGAAAAAGUUCAGAGAGGGGCUAGCAUGAGCAAAGUGGUGCUAUAUUUCUGCUGGGGCUCUGACUGAAUGGAUUUAUCUCAUAUUUUUCCGUUUAAGACUACAGAAGCUAACUUGAAAAAAAGUGAAAUUUCACUGGUCAGAAUUGGAGCAGAGGUCAUUGUACUCUGGUCUUUCUCCUUGCCAGGCCAGGCUAGAUAGUGUGUCAUUAAUGAAUGCUUAACCUGAUAUGCCAGUGUCCCUUUGCUAUAGCAGUCUGGUUAUGUUCACCCCACCCCCCAGUAGUACUGUCUCUAUUACACAGACUAUCUUUUCUUUUUUGAAGGCCAAAGCUGAGCUUUCAAGACUCAAAGAACACGGCCAUGAAACCUUUUCUUUGCACCGGGAAAUGAAAAGCUCUUCAGUGUGUUUCCAUGUAGUUAAAAUAAACCAUUUCUGUCCUUAACUUUACAUUUGAAUACCAGUAUUAUUAUAAGGCUUUGUUGUUUAAACAAGUAUGUGAUUAUGAUUUGCUGUAGGGUGUCUGUUUAGAGACAGCUGGACCGCAACAAAGCAAUUCCUUUGAAACUACAGUCAUAUGCUGGCAGUAAGUCAUUUUCAACUCAUUCAACUCGUUUCUAUACAACAAUUAGGGACUUCGACAACUGGGAAGUGAAAGCAAACAUCCUUUUGCUAUUUACAAUGCAGUGUAGAUGUCUUUUUGUGCAUGGCUGGGUAUUGUCAUGGACCUCCAGAUGCAGCAUGUAUUAUACAAAGGAGAGUAUCAGUAAACUUUUCCAUUACAGCCUUUAGCUGGUAAAUUCCUUGAUCUUCUGCCUCAGAAAAAGGUUAGCCACCGGCUGCUGUAAGUUGAGUCAUUUUCUCAUGAAUUGCUUUAGCUUUCAGUUCAAGUAAACGUUCCACAGUUCUCCAACUGGCAUUUCCUGUUUCUAAUGCUAGCUGUGGCUGCAACUGUUUAAUAUUUCUUUAGUUAUCAACACUCUAGUGGUAACCUUUCAGGUGUCUUAAAAGAUUUAAAAUACAUUUUAUUUGUAUAGCACUUUUACAGGAGCUCAAAGACACUUUACAGAAAGUUAAAAAACAUAACUCAAAUACAAUGAGGCAAAGAUUAAUAGUAACAAGCUAAAAAUAAGAUAAAUCGAAUAAAAAGAAUACAAGUGUGAGGGACAGAUGUGAGGGGUGGAAUAAUGGUGAGUCAGGGGGGGUCAGGUAAUAAAAGCGAGUGUGAAAAAGUGGGUUUUGAGGGCAGAUUUGAAGCUGAUGAGGUCCGGGCAUUCACAGAUGUGUUUAGGAGUUCCAGAAGGUGGGGGUGGAGACGCUGAAGGUCCGGUCCCCCAGGGUACGGUGCUUGGUUUUGGCUUGGGUUGAGAGCGGAGAGGGGCGGUUUGGGGUGUGGCGAACAAUGAGGUCAGACAGGUAGGGGGGGUCCAGGUCGUGGAGGGACUUAAAGGUGAAUGUUUGCCAUCUCACGAUAAAUGAGAUUGGGGUUUAGAUGAGCACAAUCAGGUAUGCCUGACAAUGGACCGUAGAUCUGCUGCUGUUCACUCUGUGCAGUAAGAGUUUUGAAUAAAAGUUCAAAGUGUUUUCAUAUUUAAGACUCAUUUGAUGUCACUAGUUUUUCUCCAUAACCUACCACUUAAUCUUGUGGUUAAGUGUCUUAUUUGAUUACUCCUACUGGUAAGUGCCAUUUAAGAACAAUGUUUGUGGGGUUCUCAAGGCAGAAUAAGUCAAAAAACAUAGAUUGGAAUUGUAAUAUUUUUCAUCGGGACUCUUAUCGAUAUUGCCAGAAUGGCAAAACUUAUCGUUAUAAUUUUUUUCGCCCAUAUUCCUUAUCCCUAGUGCUCACUGACAUUGCAGUUAUGAUGGAAAAAAGAAUAUUUCCAUCAACCCUGUGGUAUGAUACCAGUAAAAAUGUAAUGGCACUAAUAUGUUUUGAUACAUCAUCACAGGAUAAAAUCUCCUUUGCCUUAAACCGAGCAGAAGGGCUGUAUGAGCUGUGCAGCAGACCUGAAAUGUUUCUCAUAUGUUAAGCGGCAGUGGGUUUUUUUUUUCUGUCUCAUGGUGCUAUCAUCAUGGGCUUGUGCAAUUCUCCUUCAGUCUGCAGCAACAAGGCAGACACAACCACAGUCACGUAUGCACAUCCACACACUCACUUUUUGCACUUACGUCAUCCUCACACACACACACACACACACACACACACUGGCUCACUGGAAUGGCCUUCAUUUAUGCUCAACUGACAGGCCCACACGCAGCACAUUGAGUAUGUGUGGAUUCCACACCCAUUGCUCAGUCUAGACCGCGUAAUAAUGCUCAGACGCACAGUGUAUCUCUCAACCAAUCCCGCCCUGCAGGGACUGGUUAAGAACCAGCUGUGAUUGGUUUGUCCAGUCAGUCUGCAUGUCUGUCCCACAUCUUGACCCGCCCCAGGGCCUUGGACUGUAAGUGGUAUUAAUUCUCUCUGUACAUCUGUCCCAGUACACUUUGGCAGCUCUUUGUGUCAUGCUGUGCUCAGAGUUGUGUAAUGCUGAAGCAUCGUGCUCUUUUUCAUGCAGCAUGCACCACACUCAGGGUUCAGUGCUGCACUACACAUGCACACAUGCACUGCAGCAAUGGAAUGUCUAUUAAUAGAGCUCCUCCACACAGACAAAUAAGGCUCCUCUUUGGGAAGAAUACAUUUACCUUCCACUCUUCUAUCUCAGUUCCUCAUGUCUGUCUGCUGCAAGGUAACUCAGGGCAGAAUGAAGAAGCGCACAGAAGAGAUCAGAAAUAGGACGGGAGUUGGGAGGUUAGAGAAAUGAGUCAGAGGCAGGGAGUGGUGUGAUGAGUUUACGGAUGUGAGUAUAUUUUUAAUAUGCCUAUGUAUGACGAGGGAGGGUACAGUUUAACUGCAGUGCCAACACUCCUCCGGCAUUACCUGUGCUUUCUGAUUCUCCAGUUGAAGUCACAGCACAGCCCACAGGUUUUUUUUUUUUACCUCUAUUACUUACCUGUGUGACAUGCUGACAUAGUGCAUUUCCCCCCCAUGCAUCAGUGAAACAACAGCUGAAUGAUGUGGGAGAGUGAUAAAGAUGAAUCAGACUGUGAAAACAUUCUAUGAAUGAAUUUUAUGUAACACAAUGUUCUUGGAGGUUGUAAUGGAGGGCUUGUAGGCGAGACUGCUCUGUAGGCUGGGAGUCAGAGGGUCUGCUUGUCUACUGUGUAUGUUGUUUUUACACUGAAUGAAAGUGAAUGGGAUCAUAUUGAUCUAUUGAUUUGAACACAGAACAUUGUGGCUGUCCAGACAGACCCAGGUGGUACCAGCUACGCUCCAUUUACUUCAAUGCUACACCGUCAGUUCCGAUUUGCUGUGACCAACUCACCUUCCAUGUGAACAAGCACAAUGAUCCGUCUGGAAACAGCACUGACCUUAGGCGCUUGUUAAUAACAUGCUAUUCAUAGUUUGGUUCUUGUCAAUAGUUACUGAGAGCAGUGGAGGGAAAGAACAGAGGAAGGAGAAAACAGGCACAGUAGGGCUGCAUGCCACAGUGUUUUUCUCCUCAGAAAAAAAGAAGAAAAACAUGUCCUUCAAGAAAAGCACAGGAGUCAUAGAAGAUUCAGAGCCUUCACAGAUCUGUCCUUACAUGUGAUAUUCUGUUUGCAUACAGAGUUUGUCAUACAGCUUCUUAGCUUAUGCGAGAAUUGUAACCUAAAAAUAUGCCUCAUUCUCUCACAGCUGUGAAUGAACAAUGGCACAAUCACAAUGACAACAUGAGGCUGCAGAGCCACAGCUUGAUCCUGCUCAAAUCUGCAGCAGCCACGUUUGUCCCAGUUUGUGCGCAGAGAUGUGCAUCUCAUUAGCAGUUUGGAUUAUUGUUGAUGUUACUGGAAUAAUGAAAGAUGCAGCAUUAUUUGGGGGAAGUCAAAUUUGAUGUAGGCAGGGAGGGAGGGAGGGAGGGAGAGAGGGCGAAGGAUGGUAAUGGUGGUGUGGGUGAUAAUGGACAGUGAGCCUCUGUGAGCAGAGUGACCGAAGUUUGUCAGAGUCACUAUCUGUCACACAGACUGACAAUGUGAAGACUGAACUGCUUGACACUGCUGUGCACAGUGUUGUUAUGCUGUUAUGAGGGAAGGCUGACAUGUACAGUUGGUCUUUGUUGGUGCUCGAGAGAAGGGAACCAGACAGAAUCACUUCAGCCUCUCUGAAUGCUAGACUUAGAUUUGCAUGCAUGCAUGCAAGAAUUUCUCACAUUUGUUCAAAUAAGAAUGAUCUUUCUUCUUGUCUUUUCUCUUUCCUUUGUAAAUUCUCCCAUUUUUUCCUCUGAAAUCCCUCUUCUCUCCUCCCCCCUGCAGAGGACAAGCUGGUUGUCAGCAUGAAGGAGGAGAAUCUGUUCCAGCGGAGGUUUUCUCUUUGCCCCAAUGCCACCUCCCCACCCAAAAUUGACCCCCGCUCCCUCACCCGUAACCUGUCUUAUGGAGGAGACAAGGACCUCUGCAACCUCAGCCCAGGUAGAAAGAGUUCAAAGCUGACAAAUGCAAUGUAAAUAUGGCAUGUGUAAUAUAUGGGAUAAGCGUGUUUCGAUCAGCGUGGCUGAAAUGAUGACAUUCUGUUUUCGACUGUGUUUCCUUCCUUCAUGAACCUGAGCUGCUGCUUUUGAGAGGGGGGCUGCUGUGCUUUAAUUGUUUUUUAACCAGGUUUAUUUACAGAGUUCAUUUGUUUGUGACUAAAUGUUGUGGGCUCCCACCAGGCAGUGACACAGACAGGAACAGCCUCUCCAUGCUGAGUAAUGAACUUAGUCCUGCCCAAUCACCAGGCAGCAAGGUAAGAACACAGCUCCUGAUUGGGCAGCUCUUAAUGAUUCACUGCAACUGCCUCUCUCGACUAAACCAGCGGCCCCUCGCAUUUUAAAUGAACAUGAUUUAUCUUCUUAGUAGUAAACAGUAUCAGCAGCCUAAAGCAGAGCAAAAACAUUUUAGUCAUCGAGGCUUUUUGUUUGUUUUUAGUUAUUUAUUUUUAAAAAAUCAAGUGACAUUCUGGCAAACUAUGAAUACAUCAUGAAAUAAAGAAGAUUGUGAUUUCCGCACCAUGAAAUUGAAGCCAUAUGUAGUCAUGAUUGAAAAACCAUGAACAGGAAAGACUGUAAGAAGAAGAGCUUUACACUAAUGGGCCAUGGUGGGAACUAUGCAUCCAUAAAAAGAGCUAUUAUUCAGCACCCCAAACUCUUAUCACUCUGAUGCUGCCUCUCUUGUCCCUUUUGUAUUAUCCUUCAUUCUACUGUACAGUGGGUAUUGGGAGUGGAAAAUAAUAUCGGUAUGUCCAGUGGCAACCUAGUAGUUGCAUCUUGUCUUGUCCCCUCUGCUCUCUUGCUUUGCCUUGUGCUGCGGUAUUGCUCACGAGAAUGUGGAAUAAACUGCAGGUGUAGCUGUGUCUUUUGGCCUUUGUCCUUUCUGACAUCCUUAAACCCCUCAAGGGACCACAGCCUUACACAAGCAUGCUCUGCUUUAUAAAGGAUGCCAAUAAUGUACUGUUGUGUAGAGAAAAUAGAUGAGUCUGCACCUGCGCAGGCUCACUCAAUGAAAUCUGUCAUAUUUUUAGCUCCAUUCAUACCCAAAAGGUGGUUAUGUAAUAAUAAACAAGUGUAUAAGGCAAGCAUAAUUUAGCUCUGAGAUUUUUAGGCACUAUCAAACAGUUAGUGGCUUCUACUGUCUAACCGAGGAAGUCAGUGGGUUUGUGGUCACAGCACCACAUCUGACUGCCUGUCAGGCUGUCAUGCUGAUUGAAAAGACUACCCACUUGCUUCAUGCAAACCUGAGUUAGCUUAAACCUGCUCAAAAGAUCAUUCAAAUAAUGUGGCAUCCAAAAUGCAAACAAGAUGUGUUAGUUAACCCUUGGGGUUGUACAUUACAUGAACUUGCUGUAUGUUGUUUGGCUUUAAUAUGAUCUUCAAGCUUGUUUCAAGUGCUUUAUGAUUGCUGAUACUAGAUUGUUUCUUUUUUUGUUAAAAGUGUAUAUUUAUUUAAUUUUAGACAAGUAUCAACAGUGCUUUUAAGAUUUGUUCUUCUCAUUACCCUUUUAUAUGCGAACAAAAUCUAAUCAUCAUUUAUACUCAGGCUAAAAUUAGAGUUAAUUAGAAAUAGCUAACAGUGUUUGUUUUUGUUAAAUCUCCUCCCUGCCACCUCCUCACUAAUUGUGUCUUCUCCUCCCCCCUCCAGUCUGAGUCCAGGAUGUUUAAUGGUGUCGAGAAGGAGUGCCCCUCCCCGACAGAGAAGCUGGCCAGGAAGGAGUCUCUUAAGGUACACAUCACUUCCUUUCAUGUCAAGGUUGUACUAAAUAUUCAUCAUUAUUCUACAUUUCCCCCUCCAUAAGCCCCCCUCUGUUUAUCUGUCAGACAGAGCUCUCAGGGUUGAAUGAACAUUAACUGUUUGGGAACAUUUUAUAGCGUCUCGUUCUGUUUCUAAAUGUGUGCCAUUUUGUUUGUUUUUGUGUCAUCACCAGUGAAUCUGGGUUAUGGUAAUCGGAAACAACAGUAUGUGCAGCUCUGACUCCCCCUAGUGUUGGUCCUCUCAGCUCAGUCUCAUGACCUGUAGGGUUGAUGACUCAUUCAUGUAUUUCCAGGUCCAAAAGCAAAAUUACAGGCAAGAGAAGAAGAGGGCCGCUAAGGAGCUAUCUAGUGCCCUGAAGGAUCCCAGUGUUGUCAUCAUGGCUAACUGGCUAAAGGUGUGACAGAUUUACUUCAGUGCCAGUCUGGAUACUGAUAUCUCUUUAACUGUGUACAUUUUCCUUUAUGCCUUUAGUAAUCAAAAUUCCCGCGUUUCCUUUUCGUUUUUUUCUUCCGUAGAUCCGUGGCUCUUUGAAAAGUUGGACCAAGCUAUGGUGUGCCUUGAAGCCUGGAGUUCUUUUGAUCUAUAAGACCCCCAAAACAGACCACUGGGUGGGCACCAUCCUGCUCAGUGCAUGCAAGCUGAUCGAGAGACCUUCCAAGAAGGAUGGCUUCUGCUUCAAGCUUUACCAUCCACUUGAAAAAUCCAUCUGGGCUGUCAAGGUCUGUCAUGUUUCUCUGAGAAAACCACUAUCAACAAACAAUCAGGAGUUGUCUGGUGAAAGUAGGAUCAAACCGUGCCUUAGUAUUUGAUUCACAUAGUUCAAUAAUAGUGUUUGAACAGGAUCUAAACGUUCAUAUCAGCCUCGCCUGAUAUUGAUUCAUACAACAGAAUAUACAAGCACUGAAAACAAUAUUAUAUCCAGAAUAAAAAUGGACUCAUGGGUGUCUUUUGGUAAUAUCAAACAAAGAUUGCUUCUUAGAUUUAUGACUUAUCGGAAAUAUGUAAUUUAUAUAUAAGAAUUACCAAAAGGGCAAUGUUCUUACUUGUAGCUGUUGUAAACUGUUUUUUUUCCGUGCUGUGUUGUUUGUUUGGACAAAGGAUAUUGAUUUAAUUGUCCUAAAUAAAUUUAAAAUAAAUCAACACAUUUAAAAUACGUUUUUCCCUUGAAAAAAAAUGGCAUAAAAACCAUAUUGUUACAUAGCCAUUUAUUUAAUUUUGUUGUGUGGACAUCCAGUUUUUGAUUCUUCAUUUUAGUUUACAUUUCAAGUGGAUCCUGUUCAGCGCUCCACUUUGCUCACAGCUCAUGAGAGAGUCAUUUGUUUUUGUUGGUACUACAUGAUUCAAGUAGCAUGUAGCAUGACUCACUUCUGCAUCCAUAUGCUUAGGGUCCCAAAGGAGAGAACGUUGGCUCCAUCACACAGCCUCUACCCAGCAACUACCUGAUCUUUAGAGCAGCAUCUGAGUCCGACGGUGAGGAUAAUACCUUUCAGCUGGAUACAUACUGUACAUGCUUGAGCUCUUAUUGAAUCAUAAAGGCCAUUCCUUCCCAUCUUUAAAAAUCUCUCUCUCUCUCCAGGUCGAUGCUGGAUGGAUGCCCUGGAGCUGGCUCUCAGCUGCUCCAGUCUGUACAAGCUGACAGCCAAAACAGGGAAAGAGGCAGAUAUCAGCACGUCUUCAGAGUCGUCUCAUAUACUCCACCUGCUGCAGUCUACGCAGCUCACUGAAACAGAGCUGUUACAGUAAGUGUUACCCUCAUUUAUCCGUACACUGAGAGCCUCUCACACAUCAAUUAUCUCCAGCUUAUAUUUAUAACCUGUUGUUCUUUUAUUAUGAUCACUUUUUUCCUGCCAAAUCACACACAGAGCUGUUGGCAUUUAUGCCAAAGGCAAUUAUGCUGUAUUGUUUAUGCGGAAGUCAAAUAUUCCCAGAUGGUAAUUCUAAAAAAAAAGAAGGUUGUAGUAUCUGUAGUCGUCCGUGUUGAAAAUCAACUGACACAAUUUUGAUAGUCUUCUUUAAGACCCUCACUACAACAUGUCUUUCUCAGGCUGGACCGUUUGUUUGUGUGUUUGUUUACCUUUGAAAUUCCUGUAAAAUUGUAGGUCUUAUCGUCAUACUCAAAUGAACCACUGUUCUUUUAGAAGAGGUGAUUCAAAACUCUAAACUGAAUUCUAUGAGCUGUAAUUACUGUAGGCUAACUUUAUGACACUUAAAAUGAUACAGUAGAAACCUCUGAUUUUAAAAUCUUAGCCAGGUUCCAUCUCUUAUCUUUGAAAAUUCUUAACCAAGAUUCUAAAGAUUUAACAGGAAAAAUAUGGAGUUUUGUGUGAUUAACGUUAAAAGAUAAAUAAAUAAAAGAAUGCUGAUAUUAGCCAUCUGGUUUUUCAGUGCCUUAAACAUGAAAUACUAUAAUCCUGCGGUAAGAUGCAGGAUUACUUCAUCAUGGCGAUCUUAAAUACUGUGGGAUGUUAACAGCAAAAAAGGGAUUUUAACUACAACCAGAUUUGGACCAUUGUUUAAAUGUCACAGUCCCUUGGCUCUACUUUAAAACAUAUUUCCUGUCUUAAACAUAUGCUGUGUUUCUUGUCAGGGAUCCAUGUACAAUAUCAUUUCUGAUCAAUAACAGCCAAAAAAUUGUUGAAUUGAUUCUGCAGAUAUGAAAAUGUUGUCUAUGUACUGCCACUGUUGCGGUCCACUAAGUCAGUGUACACACAGUCAGCAUGUCGGUUGUAUGGGGGUAUUGAGAAGUGUUUGGGACAGACAGCAAAAUAACUACUUGCAAUGCUUGUGAACACCAGGUGAUGGGAAGAGGAGCAUAACAACUCUUCUUGACCUGGACACUUCAGAACUAUAAUCUUGAACAGCACAUAAAGAAUACAUGGUUAUGGUUUGUGCUAGAAUCACAUUUUGUUUGCCUUACGCCUAUUUCUGAAACAAUUACGCAGUCACAGUGACAGUCACAGGUAAAUUCUUGUAAAGGAGAGAUUUAAUGUUACUGCAUUGAUAUUGAUAACUGCCAUAUAAGUUUGAAAAAAAUCAACAUAUUCGAUAUUGGCACAGAUUUAAUCCUGUGCAUCCCCUUCACAAACUUUGAAACUUUUGGAAAAUGAAAAUUCAUAGAGGUACAAAAAGAGAUGUAUAUGUAAAUGUAUGUAAAUUAUGUAUGUAAAUUAACAGUGCCACUGUUUCACGGAAGACUGGGCCCCUUGUAACGAUCAUGCUGUGUGCUGGCCCACCUGUAAUGCUGAAGUAGUGUGGGUAUAAUGUACUGCUGUCCUAUUUCCUGGCUUUUGUUUUGUGCAUCAUCAUAUUUCUUUGAACACUUUCGCCGUAAACCUGUAAGUCAGCAUGUUUGCUCUUAUGAUCGUUUGGAGCAGCUUGUGCUUUUAAAAUCUGCUUUACAGGACAAAAUGUUUGUCCUCUGAGGACAAGAAAUCUCUCAAGCUUGUGGACAGAGUGUGGAUAUGACAUGUAAAAAUAUAUGAUGUACAGCUUCAAAGGGCACUGAUCUCGCUUUGUCCUCAACGCUGCAGGCCAGAGCCAGGUCUAACUUUCACACUCGGCCCAUUGCUGCUUGUCAUCUCCAACUUUCUCCUUUCAAUGUAAAGUUUCUUCCCAGCUGUCCCAUUUUGCCAAAGUGGUUUUAAACAUUUUGUUUGAAUAUGAACACUAAAAGGAAAUUAGAAGUCUGUGCAUGUGUGUGCUCCAGUCUUUUGUGUUACAACUCUUAGUCAUUACACUGACUCUCUCAACAAUUCACCUCGAAACAUAGUGAGUUUCAUCGUUUUUGUUUGUUUUUUUAACCCGUGAUCAUUGAUGUUUGUGUGUCCAUAACAGUGAGUCAUGUUGAGCCUCUUGCAGGUUCAUAGAAAACAAAAGCCAAAGUGGGCCUUUAGCUUGUAGCCCUGUGGCAAAAAAAACUGGUUUUGUUGGGGUGGUCCAGUGUAGUAGUGGCAUGUGGUUUUUGUGUGAAUAUAUAUUUUUGUGUGCCAGUGUGUUUGUCGGACGCUGUGACAUGCAAACAGUAGAGGGGCAGGAGAAAGAGAGGCUUCAGCUUAACGCAGUAAAAACUCUGCAUGGCUAUUUUUAAUAAUGGGACUAUUUUGGUAAAACGGUUUGUCUGUUAUGUGGAGAAUAAACCUCUGAACGUAAUCCGCAUUCAGCACUGAGGGGUUGUUUGUGUGCAGAUCCUGCAUUAUUCUUUUUUUUGUUGAACUAGACUGAAAACUUAGACCUCAAAACCUAGAAUCCUACCAAACUAAAUUUUGCCACACUGUUACACCCCUAUAGCACUAUCUACUGCGUGUUUGUCUAUGUAAACAUCAGUUUGUUUCCUGUUUCACCUCUUAUGUUAAAUUCUAUUCAUUUUCUGCUGUAGUUCUUAUUUCACACCAUGUUGUAGUUCAGCAAAGACAAACAGUGAAACAAUGUUGUAUUGUUGCUUAACAUAAACAUUUACAAAUUCAUUGUGUGGCUUCAUGUAUGUGAUUCUUUAUACAUGUUGGGGUUUCAUCAACAGAGGUUGUUCCCACUUCUUCCUGGAAGCAUGCGUCCCUGUUCAUAUACUGAUUACAUUCAACAUAAGAACACGUCUUUCCUCCCCACCCCCUCCCACCUUUACCUCCUCCAUAGAUGAACCCUCCCUCCAACCAUCCAUCUCCAGCUCCCCCUCCCCUUUUGUCCCUCUCUCAGCCAAUCACAGCAGCCGUCAUGAUCACAUGGUUGACAAGGGAGCAGGAAGAUGGAAUAGAAUGAAAACCAUACACCGCCCAGAGAGAGACGGCAGCUACCAGGCCGUCGAACAUAAACAGAUACACACACACACACACACACAUUGACACAGAGACAGAGACACACAUACACAAACACACACACACACUGACAUCCAUUCAGGAAGCAGGCGUGCUGGAGUCGAGCAGAAAACAAAAAUAUACCUUUGAGUGUUUAAGUGACUAGAUAAAAAACAUCCAAGCACUGACAGCAGAAAAGAGAAGAGAAGGGCAGACUAAACCUGUGCUGGAUUUGAUGGCAACAUCAUCUGUGGUGUUUUGAUUCCUGAGGAAGAGUUUAUCUGUGCUGUUUGUCUCCGAGGUAAGACGAGCUACCACUGUUUCAGGGCGUGUUUGGGUUAAUGUAUAACACUGCCGGUUGGUUGGUGUCUCACUGAGUGUUCAGGAAUGUGAUCUUUCUGGUCUGCUGAUCCCUCAAGCUUCGUGAAAAUGGAACUUCUGUCCAUUUGGUUUCAUAGCAUAAUGGCUUUUUCCUGGUUUUCUGUGACCGUAAUGCUUGUCAGCUCAUGACACAUCACAGUUAUCGCCUCCUUUUCAGUUACUGUAUGUGUUUGUUUGGAUCAUGAGUACUGAGGAUUUGUUUGAAAACCCUUCGAGUGUCCUUAACAUCCACUAUGUGACUUGCAGAAUAGCCCGUAGAUUAAACCCAUGAUGUCCCCUUUUAGAUAUUGAUUUCAACUUACCCUCCCAGACUGUCCCCCCUCCCACUCUCACUUCUCCUUUUUCUGUCCCUUCAGUAACUGAUGCAUGACUUUCCUCUGGGUUUUUCCCUUUUUCUCUUCUCAACUUCUUGUUCUGGUUAUUAGAGUGCUGACUGAUUUGGGUUUAAUGUGUCCAGACAGCAAAACUCCACAUCAUGAAAGUGAUAAAUCAGCACAGGAUGUGGUAUGAAUUAGUUAUCUCCCAACUUGUGCUCAUACUGCAUGCACAAAUAGGCUGUUUGUGGAGUCCAUGCAAAUUAGGGCUGCAAGAUAUUGGAAAAAAAACUGUUUAAAAAAAAAAAAACUCUACAACCCUGCUGUUACUUUUUAUCUUCUGGUAAAUAUAUCAACCAUUUCUAACAAUCUUUAAAGUCUCAUUUAACCUGCUUGAUGAGCCUCAUUAGUCACUGUAAUUUAUCAUUUCUGGCUGAACGUCUGCCUCAAACAGGGGGUACCUGUGAUGGCGGCAGCAUUGCAUGCAUGUUUAGAUUUCACAAUCACAUGGCACAUGGGCUCUGAAUAAGGCUGGGUGAUAAACUUAAAAUUUACUGAUAUCGGUUUGGUUUGGUUGUGUGUAGGUAGGCUAUGGUCUCAUGUCCCUUUAAGAUGCUGUCCUAUGUCGUAGACGUGACUCCGCCCCAUCCAGUCUGUAACCAAGAGGGAAAGACAGGUGAGGAGAUAGAGGACUGUUCAAAAGUUGUAGCUGCUGCUGGAGCGGCGGCUCAAGUAGACGAAGUUAAUAUGGGAGAGGGUGAGCAGCUUGUGGAGUAGUUAUCAAUUUAUCGUUAUCGAGGUGAACUGCUCAAUAUAUCAUGAUAUUGAUAUAUCAUGAGGCCAUAUCGCCCAGCCCUAGCUCUGAAUGCACAGUGGUCAGUUCACUCUGUAUGUGUUGAGCGGCUUCAUUAAGACUUUUCAUGUAACGGAAAACCUGGUACUGUGAGUUUAGUGAAGCAUCAAACAACAAAAGUGACAGCAAGGCACUUUUCACGCCGUGUGUUGGACAUCACACACCCUUCUGUACAGCUAUGAUGUGCACAUGCAGGUGAAAGCACUCACUUUGGUUGAACAGUAUGUCCUACAAACCUAAAGCAGAUACAAACGUGAGUAGCUCUCUGCAACCUGAUUGUAGCAGGUCACAUUCAGAGCAGUGGAACAGAAGCCCUCAAGGUUGACUGUAACGGGGGUAGUCGUGAUGGUAUUGGGCUUAAUAAUCUUAUCACAAGGCUCGGAGAUCUAGCAUAUUUGAAGUGCAGAUAAGAUGUCAUUAAAAAUUCUGGUGAUGAUUUCUCAUUUUCUUCAUCUGUUUGUGAAUGACUAGUUUUCUAGUUUGUUACUCCAGUGGCAAUUAGCGUCAAUUUGGUAGAAAUGAAGACUAAUUAUUUACAGUGUUUGUCAUUUCAGUAAAAAUUACCAAUCAUGAAAUACAUAAUUAUACUCAUUAGAUGUUCUUUGAGCUUUCACAAGUAGUAAAAGUAAUCCUGUUAAUGACUUUCUGAUUAUAUAAAAGUCAAUUAUGACACCAACUAUUCAAUCUAUUAAAGUACCACCAUUAAUAAAGUUAUUUUCUUCCAUAUCUGGGAUUUUCAUGACUAAACUUCCUGAAGAAGUUGGUCUGAGUCUAACCAACAGCUGGUGGUAGUAAAUGGUCGCAUAUCAGGGAUGCUUGAUACAGAUGUGACCCUGCUGUUUUCUUCUCUCCUCAGGUUAAAUGAGACAGUGCUGCUGGGCAAUCACCACAUGGAGCAUGACGGUUUUUCUGACAAAUCAGAGCGGGAGGCUCAGGAUGACUGGGACACUGCAGCCAAUGAGAAUGGUGGAAGGCUGACAGAGGAAAGCGACAUGGACCAAUCAGACGAGCUGUCACCCGGCCCACAGGCCACAGCCUAUGUGGAGCAGAGCACAGAGGAGAUGGCUGAGGUGAAAUAAAAAAUACCCCUUUAUGUUUCUGCUCAGCUUUGGAGCAUCUUAACCUGGGACUCUCUACUCACUUCCUUUACAAUCAAUUGUGUCUUAAUCCAGGCUGGGGAGGCGUCCCAAGUAGAGACAGUAUCAGAGGAGAACAAGGGUCUGAUUUGGGGCUUGCUGAAGCAGCUUCGGCCAGGCAUGGACCUGUCCAAAGUGGUGCUACCCACCUUCAUUCUGGAGCCUCGUUCUUUCCUGGACAAGUUGUCUGACUACUACUACCAUGCUGACCUGCUCUCACAGUCAGUACCUUCAAAUCCCCGUUGACUCACUUAGAGAUACUGUACAUCUCCCUGAAAUUCAGAGAAAGACUCAAAUGAUUCUCUUUCAGUUUUGCCUGAGAUCACUUUUAUUUGUGUCUUGUUGUCUUUCCUGUUACAGAGCUGCACUGGAGGAGAGUGCUUAUGGUCGCAUAAAGCAGGUUCUGAGAUGGUACUUGUCUGGCUUUUACAAAAAGCCCAAGGUAAGCUUUUAGGGCUGGUAAAGACAGUGAUGAAUAUGCAGCAUUGAGCUGCAAUUAAACAAACGUAAAAUAAAAAUAUUGCUCUUCAUUAAAAACAAAUUAACAUCAGGGUUACAUUUUUUUCUACAUUUCAAAGAACCCUUUUAUAUUAAUUUAUCUAAUCACUAUCUCACGGUGAAGUAAUUAAACUGCUUGACUCAUGACUUUUUUUUAUUUUGACUUGCGGUAUAAAUAGCAGACCCACAUGCCUCACUUCUCUUAUUAGGUUUGUUUUCCUCUGUGACAGCAUUUCAGCUAGCAGAUAACGCCUAAACUGUAGAUGAAACUGAGCUUGCUCAACACUUUUUGAGCUGACUAACACUCAGAGACUUCCUGGUGAUGGAUAGUUUGUAAUCUGAUCACCUCUAAUUAUCUAUAGUGCAUACUGCUAUCUAUAGCAGUGUGCUUGCGUCACUGUGCACUAUUUCCUGCUGAAUUAUUGAAUGUAGUCGAGUGGUUAUCUGUUCCACAGGAGUGCUUUCUAUCUAGGACUUUUCACAUCCCAUCGAUGUGGCCAUUUUGGUCGUGUUAGGAUUUGCAAUCAGGCUGUCUUUGAGAAACAGAAAUCUUGUGAAACCUCUGAGCUGAGAACCUAUUUGUGUCAGGAGUGAUCCAUGUUCAUGCAAACUAACAUAUUGUUUUAUGAUUUUGCAAUCCCUAGGGUCUGAAGAAGCCGUACAACCCAAUCUUGGGAGAAACGUUUCGCUGCUGCUGGCUUCAUCCUCAAACCAACAGCUGCACUUUCUACAUCGCAGAACAGGUUAGGACAGAUUCAUUGCUCGAAGAUAUAAAUGCACAGCAUGACUCAUCUUGCAUUGAUUAGAGGGUUUUGCAAAAUAUAAAACGAGUACCUGCCAGCUGAUUUCUCACCUUUUUCUCUGUCUGUGCUGCUAAAGUGACGCUGUCUCUUUCCUCUGCCAGGUGUCCCACCAUCCACCCAUCUCUGCCUUUUAUAUCUGCAAUAGAAAAGAUGGUUUCUCCAUCAGUGGGAGCAUCCUGGCCAAGUCCAAAUUCUACGGUGCGUUUCAGACUCAAUCAGCAAACAGCUAUAUAUAUAUGUGUGUUUGUACUCAUGCAUCUCUUUGGUCUUUUGAGACUAGCUGUCGGCACUAAAAGAGAAACUACAUGUUUUGCUAAAUGUAGCCCUUCUGCUUCCUACAGGUAACUCUCUGUCAGCCAUUCUGGAUGGAAAAGCCCGGCUGCUGUUCCUUGGCAGGGAUGAGGAGUACGUCAUCACCAUGCCCUACGCUCAUUGCAAAGGUAAUAAAUCUGGAGUAAAUGUAGGCAACCAUCACUUCUAAUUCAUCUCCCUGUGUCCCUGUUGCCAGAUUAACACUGGCUGUGGGAUUCAACUGUCACUGUUCACUGCUUCAUCUGUUACGAUAAAUCAGUUGUACUGAAGAUUCAGUUGUUCUUAUUAAAAGUUCAGUGGCUACCUUCACUGUCCUCAUAAAUACCAUUGGAUCUGUUUGCUAUCGAAUUUAGUCAGUAAGAUUUAGGGAUGGGCGAUAAAUUAUCGUUCACAAUAUAUCGUCAGAAAAAUCCUCCAUGAUAAAUAUUUACCUUCUCAUGAUAAAUGCAAGUUGAUGACGUAAGCGAUGGAUUUGCAGCCAUAGCCCACACAGAGCAGAAUAACAAACAAACAUGGUUGAAGGUGAUGAAGAAGACAUUUCUGAGCAGCUCGUUACUGGCCGAGGCUCCACAUGAGGGAUUUCCUUCAAGAUUGGGACUUAGAUGAGUGCAAUCAGAUAUGCCUGACAUCAGACAGUGGAUCUGCUGCUGCUGUUCACUCUGUGCAAUAAGAGUUUUCAAUAAAUGUUGAAAAUGUUUUCACGUUUGAGACUUUUUUGAUGUCAUUAGUUUCCUCCAUAACCUACCACUCAAACUUGUGGUUCAGUAUCUUAUUUGACGACUCCAACUGGUGUUCUCAAGACAAAAUGAGUCAAAAAUAUUGAUUGGAAUUAUAAAAAUUUUUAUUAGGACUUUCGCCAGAAUGGCAAAUUUUAUCGUGAUAAAUUUUGUAGCCCAUAUCGCCCAUCCCUAGUAAGAAUAUGUGAGAUAGUUUCAAAGUUUUACUACAGCAUCUAACAGGUAGAAAUACAAAAAUCGAUUCACUGAAAUCCACUGUGGUAGAUCUUGUGUGGGCUGAAAGUUGGGUUCGCUUCAAUCAGUCAAAAUUUUAUUUUUAACUUAUAGCCUCCUGCUUUUCAGAAAAUGAACGCUCACACAGACGGAAAAACUUAGAGACACGCCUGUAUUUGUGUACUUCCUGUUUAUUCUGAGACAAAUCUGCAUGGCUAAUUGCUGUAUUUUUAGUUUCACCCUGAAUGCUUAAUCUGUGCUUCCUGUAGGCAUCCUGUACGGCACCAUGACACUAGAGCUGGGAGGGAAGGUCACUAUUGAGUGUGAGAAGACAAAGUGCAUAGCAGAGCUGGAGUUUAAACUGAAGGUAAUCUUAUUCACCAGUUGUGUUUGGAAAUGUACUUUGAGGGUUUGAUUUUAUCAAUCUACACUGGGUUAGUCGGGUGUUGUCACUGUGCAGCUGAUUUUAGAAAAUGUUCACUCUGCUCUCUGCAGCCUUUCCUCGGAGGCUCCUGCUCCGUGAACCAGAUCAACGGGAAGAUCCUUGUUGGAGAGGAGCUGCUGGCGACUGUUGAUGGACACUGGGUGAGAGCAACCUUCAUCUUUCUGCACCCUUUCCUGUCACGUGUUUUCAGUUUGAACAGUGUUGUAUUGUAUGUAAUAAGGUCAGGUGUGCUUUUACAGUAAGUGUAGGAUCUACAAAGGAAAGAAUCGUGACUGGAAAGAUCGUGAUGUCCUUAUCACUGAACAUUUUGUUGCCUUCCUGUAUCCAGGACAGCGAAGUGUUCAUUCAUGAAAAACGCUCGGGCCAGCAGGAGACUUUAUGGAACCCAAGCCUCGACAUCCGCAGUAGCCGCCUCAAGAGACAAGUAGUCCAAAUGGACCAACAGGGAGAGUUUGAGUCUGAAAGGUAACUCAUUUGUCCCCAUAUUAAUAAUGUUAUCCAUGUUGGUGUGUCAAGAUAUCAUGUCAUUUUACUGUUUUAAACUGAAGAUCAGUAACCCUAAUUCUGCUGAAUUUGUUGAUCUUUAAUAAAUGUUGAUGUUCCCUUUAACAGACUGUGGCAGCAUGUGACCAGUGCCAUCAUGGAUCGAGACCAGCUGCGUGCCACCCAGGAGAAAUUCGUCCUGGAGGAAGCUCAGCGAAAAGAGGCCAAGGAGAGAGGAGACAAACCUUGGACCCCAAAACUCUUCCAUCAGGACCCUGUCACCUCUGAGUGGACCUACAGGCACAUGGAGUAAGAACCUGGUCACAUAAAGAACAGGACAUGUUGAUCUUUGUAGAUUUUACAUCAAUGAAGGAAAUAGAAAAGGGACAGCAGAAGAAAAACAACAACAAAAAAAACAGUCAAAUGAAGGGUGACGAUGCCUGUAUUCAUAAUAAAUGAUUGUCCUGUCUGUCAGUUUGCAGCCGUGGGACCCUGAGCGCUGUCUGGUUCAGUUUGAGAAAGACGGAGUGAUUCAGACGCAGGAGAAGAGCCAGAGGCGGCACAAUGUACUCUCCUACAGCCACAGCUGGACCAGUCAACAGAAAGUGAGCAAAACCAAUCACGUUAUCGCACACGGUUGAUGCACCAGUUGAGGAUAGGUUUUUUUUUGUGUGUGUGCUGGUGGAUGAGAGUUAGUAAUAUUCCAUCACUGAAUCAAUGUUAUGUAAGAGAUAUCUAUCAACACAGCAGAUAUCCACCAAUACUGCUCCUUAGCACGUAUCCCUGCAUCACUAAUAUUCAUAGAUAAUUUAUGGGCUGCGUUAUUUAUAUUUCAUGAAAUUGAAAGUUGCACUUUUUUCUUGUCAAACCAGGAUUUAUCCGGUUAUUUAGAGUUCUAAAAAUAAGGAUCUAGCAGGAUGAGCUCCAUACUUCCUCACUAGUUAUUUGCUACAGGGGUGACCUACAGAAAAACUGCAUCUGUUACCGUCUGUUAGUGUGAUUUAUCGGCCAGCUGCAGAUUUAUCUACAGUGAAGUUUUACAAACUUUUUGAUCACCUUCCUCUUUUCCCCCUCUAGGCUGAAGUGAACGGGAAACGCAGGAAGGCAAGCAGCCAGCCGUCCAGCUGCAGCCAGAACACUGAAAGCAGCAGCACUACGCCAGAACCCACACACGAAUCCUCGGAUAAUGAAGGUGAGGCAUACGCACACACUCACAGACACGCUCAGGAGCAAGUAAAUUACAAAAGCAUGGUUCCUGAGUUUAACAAUUUCCUCAUUUCUGUGCCCAGGGUUCUCAAAUCAGUGUGCACGGUGCAAUAAAGAGAUGAAGGACAUUGCCCUGAUUGAGGCCUCCAUCACAUCCAUACAGAAGACACAGCAGGACAUCCAGAGGUGAAAAUAACAAGCUAACACUCACAUUCGUGUCUUUAGAGGGAAGUGGGGGGCUUAAUAUCUUAAAGCAACAGAGGUACCAUCAUCCUUCAACCUAAUAGGAAAACAAUUCUUCAUAAGUGUAAAAAACAAAAUAGAAACAGUUGAAGAGACAGUGUUUUCAGUUUGGGAAAGGUCUUUUUAAAACUUAUUUUAGUCUGUAAGAUUCAAAGAUGCAGGACAACAUUUGGUCAAUCAUCGCCCUCAGUGCAAGGUACACACCUCUGAAAUUCUCUACCAUCAGAAAUUAGAUCCCAAACAGAACUACAGAGGUUUAGUGUUAAAGCUAAACAUCGGCUUAAGCAGCAGCAGAAAUGUGAACAUUAACUUCUCUUAAGUCAUUGUCAAUACAGCACUUUAUUAAUGUUUGUGUUAAAUUUAACUUUUGUAAUUGUUUAACCUAAAUUUUGUUGCUGUGUUUAUUUAUUCGUGUCACCUAGCCAUUCACUGUAUUAUCCACUGUAGUUGUAUUAUUGCAUUUAUAGUAUUCAGUAUAUUUUAUCCUUCACUAAAGCCUGACCAGGGACAAAGACGGCAAAUUAGCUAAAGCUAGACGUCUUGUAUGCAUCACAUUUUCCAUUUCCUGUGGCAAUGCUGUAUGUAUUGUCCCUCUUAAAUAAACAUUAAAAUAAAUGAGUAAAUUCAACAGGUGAAUCAUUUGAUCAAUUUAAAAUGGAAUCACAGGAAAAAAAACCCUAAUACGAUUAUUUCUCUGUUAUAAUGGAGCCAAUUAAAGUGUUUGUUUUGAAAAAAUCCUCAUCUUUGACCCUCCUCUCUACCCGCAGAAACCUGGUGGCUCUGAGUCGUCAGCUGGCUCAUCAGAGGGCGUCAGAGGACGGGGUAUCAUUGACAGGUCGUCACUGUCUCAUCCUUUGCGUCGUGCUCCUUUCACAACUCCUCCUCAACUACGUCUUCACCUGA
Molecule: messenger RNA, 46442 nt
Organism: Xyrichtys novacula (pearly razorfish)
Lineage: Eukaryota; Metazoa; Chordata; Actinopteri; Labriformes; Labridae
Source: the annotation of a GenBank genome assembly